AGCAUCGGUGGGCGCUGCUGCAGUGUGCAUCCCUCUGUCCUCCUUUCCUCUUCACUGUGCAUCCUGUGCUCACUCUGUCUCUCUCUCUCUCGCUCUCUCUCUCUCACACACACACAAACACACGCUCUCUGUGUCUCUCCUCCCUCUGUUUUCCCCUUUAUACCCUCUCUAAUUCCUUCAUCCCUCCCCCUUUUUUUCCAACUUGAUCUGCUCUCUCUACCACACAGCAUCUCCCUGCCUCUCUCUCUCUCUCUCUCUCUCUCUCUCUCUCUCCCUCUCUCUCUCCCUCUCACUGUCUCUCACACACUCACUCUUUCGCCUGUGCUCCGGCUCGAGCACAUGCAGACAGAAGGAGAUGGAAGGAGGGGAUGAACGAAGCGCACACAUGUGAGGAUCUCCUGAACUGCCGGGCCAAGGAGGAACUGGUGAAGAGGUAGUAGAAGAAGAGGAGGAGGAGGAAGAGGAGGAGGAGGAACAGAGGAAUACUGCAGUGACCAGCCAGCUUCUCUCUCUCACUCUCUCUCUCUCUCUUUAUAUUUCACUCUCUCUCUCUCUCUCCUCCUCACUGCUUCACUGCUUUCAUCACCCAGUCUUCUUCAUCCCCUUCUCUCCCCCUCUGCCAAUUAUACCAUGAACCUACCUGCUGCUUGUUGCUAAGGGGAAGCCGACCGAGGAGAGGGCAGAGUGGACCAGGCGUUAUUUUGUUUCCAAGGUAAUACAAGCUUCAGUAAUGGCAGCUGUCAGGUGUCACAGAUGUUGCAUUGCACUGGGCUGCUCGCCUGCUGUGACUGAACUCACAGUCAGUGUGGCUCAGGGAUGUGUGUAUGUGUGUGUGUGUGAGAAAGAGAGUGAGGCUUGCUCGGUGCAUGUUUGUGUAUGAACUCUGGGCAUCUAUUUGCUUGUUUUGUUGAGCUCUGCUUUGCUAAUACGAGAGUGUUUGCAAUAUCCUGCCUCGUCUCAUAAAUUGGUGUUUGCUUGGAUUUGUGUUUGAGCAUGUGAAUAGAAGCACACAUGUACUUCACAAGUGGGCAUGUUGGUCCUCUCUCCCUCUCUGGUAAGUGUGUGUAUUUCACCCAUUUCACUGUGGCACAAGCUUUCAGUUAACAUCUUGAAUCAGCCCUCUGAGGAGUUUGAUUUGCAUGCUUGAGCAGCUCAAUUUAGCGGAAGUUGCUCUCUAGAAUCACAGCUUCCUGUCCACAGGGGACAGAUCGCCACACUAUUGUUUCUUUUAAAAAGCUGCUUUGUAAUCUAUACCGUCUGCCCUCCUAUAUGGCCCUGGAGGGGAGGCGCAAAGAUUAGCUGUCUAAUGUGCUCAGAGUCUGAAAAAGAGCACAUGUGUCAGCCAAUGGGGAGCCCGCACUCUGCACUUCUGGUGGCAAUAACAAACACUGAGGCGAGAGCGGAUGAUUACUUAUUCAAUCAUGCGCAUCACUAUGCUCCAUGGUGUAGUAGAUUAAAGUGUUCAACAAUGGUGACAAAGCCACCUCGCGUGUCUGCUUGUGUGCUGGUGGUAAGCUGAGUUUUAACAAUACAAGCGUUGCCCCUCCCUCCCCCAGUGCCAUUAUCUGCAGAUGUUCCAACUUGAAACACCGCACAGCUUCAAUUACAUAAUUCGACUACUUCAAAUCCCAUUCCAGCAGCUGGCCCUUUGCAAGAUGCAGCCUGUUAUUAAUUCAGGAAAUGUAUGAAGGUGACAGUAUGAGUGUCACAUGAUCUGCUAAAUGAACACCCUUUAAUAACUAAAUAUAUUUUACUUCAUAGGAGGGGCUAUUUUAUGAAUUUGAAUUCAUGUAUUGGUAUAACAGUCUAAUCCAAACCCCCAUUUACUUUCCUCCUCUUUGUAAAAUACUAAAGCAUGGUGUAGCCAGUUAAAUACACACAUGUGCUUUCUUUGGUAAAGGGUAUUCAGGGCUAAGAAGGCUCUCUGAAGCCGAGGCGUCAGCCCAGGUUAUGAAUAUCCUGAGUUAAGCAGAAUUAAUUCUCAUGAGGGAGAAGAGGAGGGAGUGAGGUUGGGGGGAAGCAGCCUGUAUAAAGAUAUGGGGACUGUGCAGAGGUUGUAAAUAAUCCCUAAACAGCAGGUCCAAAAGCAAUAAUGCAGAUAUGAGGAAGUAAUAUGAGAAAUUCAGCCAGAUCGAAGAUAACCUUCAAAUGUUUGCAGCUCAUUAAGGCAACACAUACCAAACCUGACAGACACAGACUGUAUGAAACAUGGCUGUAGCCUCUGAUUGGAUACUGCAGGGUGGUUCUGAAGCCCAACAAUGGAAAUCACCACUGCUGACUCAACCUUACUUGGGGCAAAAGGGUGUGUCAAGGUGGGCCUUUAGCCUCUGUGAUCAUAUGAACAAUGGGAAAGGAGAAACAUUUGCUCAAGCAAAAUUAGGAUAUGAUAGAUGUGUUGUUGCUGUUGGUGUCCCUGGGCAGGGAUGACCAUUCAUGGAGGGAUUCAAACUCUGUGCCCCAAUUUCUGGUAAUUCCUGCUUUUGAAUAAUUUCUUCCCCAGUUUUAACCAGUCAAAACUUGAAAACAGUGGAGAAUGCUUUCAACAUUGCUUUUUUCGGUCGAUUAAUGUCAUUGCUAAAGCUGUUGCUGUUUUAACCAAUGGAAAAUAUCCUUAAUGCACUGAGAGUCCAACACUGAUUUGUCUGUCAGUCUUCCUCAUAGUGCAGCUGUUGCUCUGCUGGCACAGCUUAUCAUACUGAAAGGACCUGCUGCGUAACGUCAGGUGGGCCAAGUGUGAUGCAGACAAGCUUAGUUUUCUUUUCAAAGCACCAGGCUACAAAUCUGCUGUGUUAAGCAAACACUGCAUGAGUCCAUUUCCAGCCCCAUAGGCCAAAAUAGUUACACAGAAAGCCAUAUUAAAAGUAGACAUAGCAUGGGCUGCUCAGGAUCAGGAGAGCACUACAACCCUUGUGUUUUGUCUUCAUUGGCAUUAUAUUAUUUCGUGUCCCUAUAGGCAGGAUGGAAACUACUUUACUUUAAGCAAAUUUUUAGAGCUGUUUAUCCAUCACUUUUAGCAAAUUCUAUCGGUUUGAACUGUUUUCAAAUAAUGAUUUGUUUUUACUUCACUGUGGUUUUUGUUGUACUGUAGAAACACUGUGGUGUUUUAUGCUUUGGGUUUGACUUUGUAUCUUAGUUAAUAUUCAUCUUACAUCAGCCUACCUGAGCUCUCUUAUCUUUUUGUGCUGUGACAGGCGUCUCCUUUCUGAGGAGGCAGCUUACAUUUUGACAGCUGAAUGUCACAACAAUAAAGGCUGUAGAAAUUAUGGUUUCCAUUAUGGGAGAACAGAGAUGCUGAGUGAUGCUUAUCAAAUCCUAUUUUAUGUUCUUUCACUGACUGUUUUUGGGCUGUUAUAUUCACGUAGUUUAUCCUUUUUUGGACAGGACUGCGUAAAAAUGGCAGAGGGGGCCAAAGAACCAGUGGGUGUGGGCACCACCGAUCCAGAGGAGGACUCCCCGAAUAUGAUCGUUUAUAGGAAGGUAAGGCUGGCUCCAUAUGUGUGUGACAGUUUGUGGCCUAUAGGUCGGGAGAAAUACUGGCUGAAAAGCAAUGACCCUUAGACCGGCUGCUGACAGCCCACUGGUCCGUGUCAGUGUGUAUCUAGCACAUACUGGUUUCACUGUCAGGUGUCAGGGAGCCUCUGUGUCAACCAUCCUGAAACAACCACAGCGUUAUCUCUUUCUCCCGGUCCUUUUCCCCUUGUCAGGACUCUCUCCUGUAGCAUCGCAAACUCCAACCAACCAAUAUUUUAAUAAGAUCUCAUUCCCAUCAGUGAGGGUUUGGCCUGUGAGAGGUCCUUUAAUGUCAAGGGUAAUUAUCCCAUCCCCAUGGCUCCUCAUUCUCAAUAGCUGCUGUUUGAUUGGAGAGGGUUUGCAGUAUUGGUGGCUAAUUACGAAGAUGUUCAGUGUUUGCUGGAAGCAGCUGAUUCUCCAGGGCUGGGAAUGGAAACAGCCAAUCAGCUGGUGGUUAUUCCUCCUCAGCUGACAAGUAGCUUGUUAUUUCUCUGCCAGCACUCUGACAGCCCACUUAUAGAAAAAAGCUGCUUUUGAUCAGACUCAAACCACAGGAUCCACUGCUCCCACCAAGCCUGCUGUCUUGAUUAUGGGUAAAAUGUGCGCUAUAAGCAAGAUGGAGUUGACAGAUCCUGUUCCACUGUCCUAAAUCUGCUGUUGCGUUCAGAGUCUAAUGAUUGUCCAUUUUAGAAAGCAGCGUAAACAGAUUAGGGGGAGGACUGGUGAGACUGGAUGUGAAAUCAAUCUCGACAGUGGCUGCAUUGAGGGUUAGAGUUAUGUUUCAGGCACAUUGUUGCAUCUCUGUCCCACAGCUCACCUGUAAAAACUGUCAGGAUCCUCUUAGUGCGCAGGAUCUUGAUAAAUCUAUCAUGUUACUUCUUAUAAUGAUACUGCUUUAAGAUUAUAUGAUACCAAAUAGUGUCAAAAGCCAGAAGUUUGCAGCUACAAUACCAGCAGUGAAAACUCCAGCUGCUGGUUAGCAGAGAAAACUUCUAGUUUUGUGAGGAAUCAAGAGAUGAUAAUCAAUGAUCCGAUCAGAUCAGACAAAUGGCAUCGAACCCCAAGGUCCUGUCAGUCAAAAAUAUCUGAGUGCUGUCUGUUCUGCAUGAGUUUGUGUGCCUGUUCUACAUGGUAAUGCACACAUUGUUUAUUCACUCUUCUCAUUAUCCUCUGUGUACUGUAAGAAGCUGUCACGCUGCACAGACAACAUGCUGCGCUUGCAUGAAACACCGGGCAGCUUCGUGGAUUUCACAGCAGAGCCUCAUUAUGUAACGCUACACAUGCCUGCAGGCGAUGCAUUUAAACAGGGCUAGUUUUUGCUUGUCAGGAUGCUGCCUGAAGAAAUAUUCAUUUCAUGUUUAAGUCAUUCGCAGCGACAACGGACAGAUGAUUCGAGGAGUGACAGGCCUUUUCUGUUCCUCGUGCUUUGAAAAUGUGGGUUUGGUUUGAAGCCUUUGAAGAAGACAGCUGUAGCUGAGUGAGAAAACACGCAAAACUAAUAAUUAGAGACCAGAUAUCCUUUAGUAUCUGCUCUCAACACGCUGAAGUUUAAAUGAAUUGACUUGGGGGUGUCAUUUUCUGAUAUUUGACCUCAGUUCUGCUCACUCACUGAUGUCGCAGAGGUCAAAAGAUAGGGAGGCGCUGGGUCUCUAAGGGCAGAGCGCCCAUCGUUUCAGGAGUCUGUGGGUGUGCAGCCUGGCGCAGUGUGAAGGCGCUGCUUGCAGAGAGGCAGAUGGCCGCCAAUAUGCUCAGCCGCCUGGGAAAACACUGGCAGCUUCAUCCCAAAGGCCUGAGCUGCUGUCAGCUGGAAGAUAUCAGCAUCAUCCUGAAAGGAACAAAGAGGGUGAAGAGAUAAAAAUAAUCCAAAGUGUGGGCAGCACCUGUGUGAAAUGUAUAGAAGGUAAGAGUUGGUAUACUUAAAAUACUCCCAUAUCUGUAGCAAAAGUGUAAAGUUAACUGUGUAGGCAGCCACACAAAGGUGAGUGUGAUGUAUUUAUCCAUUAGAGAGGCUGAGUACCCAGGACUGGAGGAGGUUAUCUCUGUCCAUGCAGUGCUGCUGAGUUAUCCCUUUCUGUGUCUCUCCUCUUACGAAAAAAGAGGAAGUGCAACAAAGCAGUCCAAUAACUGCAGGAUGUCUUUCAGCCUCGAGAGUUUGUGGAUACAUUUUAGAGGGAGCAGAGGUGCGCUGCAGACAUACGGCACAUUCACAAACACAGGAUCCCACAUUCAGGCUUCUGACUCUGAUGUUUUGUUUGCGCUUGCUAUAUUUGGCAUGCUGAGCAGACAGAAAAAAAGGCGGGUAGAUGAACAGGAGUGGCACCAGGAGACACACAAUAAAGACAUUAAAACCAUGAUGAGACACACCACUGUGCUGGGAAAUGCAAUUAAGCUGAGGAGCGAGUCCACUUCGCUGCUCUGAAGAGAUGAAGCUAAACUCUGGAUAUCUGGCGCAUUUUGUCCUCUAAUUUACUCCUUUUUCUUUUCUGUGAUGCUGGGACUAAAAACUGCUCUUGAUGAUUUUGGCAGCCUGGUUUUUGACACACUUUUAAUUGUCUCCCAAAGAUUAAAAAAACCCAUCCUUCUCUACUCAGAGUGAGUUAAUGUUCCUGCUGUACCGCUUCCUCAGUUUUUCAGGUCAUUAAGUGUUUGACGGGAUAAGUCUUGGCAAUCGACGCAUACCUGAAGGCGGGUGUUAAAGUCAUAAUAUCUGUGGUGCAAUUACACAGAACUGUCAUCCAGACAAGUUUAGGAGCCAUUUGUGGGGGAAUAUUAGUAAUGAGCCAAGACAGGAGGUUCAGAGCACUAUUUGGUGCUAGUGGCCUUUGGGUGCAACUGUGUUAUUUUCUAGAUCAAUUCACUCUGACAUUUUCUCUGCGGGUAAAUGGGUGCUACAGUGUGGCGCUAUAAAAGCUCCAUCUCUAUGAGUUAAACUAGUACAAGGAAUCCAAUUUAUAGUCAUGCUAACGGCAUGGGUGUGAGACAGCUAGGAAGUUCAUAACUUUGAAACAAACAAAACUGUCUCUGUAUUUGUUGGAGUGUCAUUCACAUGUACUUGGAGCUUUUAAGGAUAAAGCCAUCUGACCGUGGUCAUGCCCUUGUUAUUGCAGAAAUAGCUUUUCUGGCUAUAUAUCCUGUUUGGGAUCCUUUUUGUUGAAGGAAAACUGCUUUACUUUUGGUUAAAAUAUAAAGUCUAAUCUGUAAUCUCCCUGCAACUCAGAAAAGUCACCUUCAUUGCAAACUUGGCAAAGACAGAAGAUGAUUGAUUUUUCUUUAAGAUGGAGCUGUGAAAAAGAUGAAGAUUAAAGUUGUUUUUUUUCUCCCCUUUCUUAAUUUUUUUUGACUUUUACAGACAGCUAAUAAUAAAAGCACUUCAAUGGCAGUUGUUUCCUCAAAUUGUCAUUCCCAAAAAGUUGAUCCUGAGCUUACAUUGAUUUUUACUGCAGCAAUGCGUCAAAAUGACGUGACUCAACAUGGGGUUACUGCCGGGGUGUGUACAUUAUGAUGAGAUUCUUUGGAGAUUUCAAAUAAUUAAUACUAGUAGCAUUGGGAUGUUAUGUACUAGGAGCACACACUUCUUUUGCAAUAAUUUAUACAAAACAAAAAAAUUGAAUCGGAGCAGUAGAUGUUUGAGAAACUAAUAAUUUUUUGGCUUGUCCCAUUGACCUCAAUGCAAUUAAACUGCACGUUUUAAUAUAUAAUCUAUCCUACAACUCUUUAAGCUAUAGGACACUACAAGGCACUAUUGUAUAGGGGCCUGCUGUCAAGUUUAUAGCCUCAGUGCGUUUCCCUGUGGCCCUAAUUAGGAUUUCUAAUGAGAGUCAGCUUUUUAUCGUUAAUCAAACUGCUCUUAAAGUGAUUCAAUGAUGCAGAUAUUGGAGCAGUCCCUGAUUAGUGAAUUGGUCUCAGCUGUGGGCCUGGCCCGGGGGGGGGGGGGGGGUUCACAGGUUGCCAUGGCAACUUGCAGCUGUUUGCCUGCGAAGAUAGACGCAUCGCAGGCUGAGGCAGUGAAAUGAGAAAAAGCUAUUUUUAGCUUUGGCGCUGAUCUAACAUUUGGGCUUAUUCUGACGGUAGCUCCUAUCGGGGAAAAAAAAGAAGAUGAGGAUGCUAGUGCUAAUGAGGAUCUGUUAGUGCUGAAUGUAAUAGCACAAACAGAGCGCUCACACCAAGCACGAGUAAAAUCAUCGUCUUGCUUAAUUCGUGCAAAUCUAGAUGCGUGAAUAAAUAGUAUUUACUCGCUUCAUUUGUGCGUCAACAGUAAUUUCAACGGUCAUCCCUGCCAAUUGAACUAGCGAAAUCAAGUGAUAGACAAAGGUUUAUUACAAUUUACCAGGUAAUCUGACCUCCUCACUUACUUGCCUCUAGGCAAGCUCCUUUUUAUUCCAGUUUCGGAAAUUGAAAGAAAAGAUAUCAUAUAACUCGGGACACCCACACACUGACAUGAUCAGUUUGUCCUCCAUUUAAGAUACCAGUGAACUACCGUCUGUUUUUAUACGUCACAUGGCAACCUUCGUGCUGAUUAGUUAUAGCGACGCGAAUAUCCGCUCAAGUUGAGACAAAUUCAACUCCCGCCCAAUUCGAGUCAUUCAUGCCACAGUGUAGUAGCGUGUCUUUACAUCGACUUAACAUGUAGUUCAUUCACGUGAAUGGUUUUACUCAUGCUUAGUGUGUGGAGACAGUUAGAGGCUCAGUAUUUAAACUCUGUAUGUCUCUUACACGAAAAAAAUAAAGUUUCAGAUAAUUUCAUGCAACUUCUCUUACUCUAGCCAAUGAUUUCACCCAUUCUGGCAUGAGCAUUCCACACAAUAACACACCCAUUAUAAUCUCAAAAUUUCUCCAAAAUUGAUCAUGGUCAUUGAACAGUGAGUGAUCAAAAUACUACAGGACCUAUCAAAACCUGGAUUAACACACCUAUAGAAUAAACUUGUGUCUAUAUUUUACAUUUUAAAUGGAGUCUCUAGGCUAAAAUAUGCUGACCUGCAUCCUGAAAAAUUGGUUUACAAUAGGGAAAAGUAAUAUCACAGCGAUCAAGCUGCACGUUUGAUGUAUAAUUUGUCAUACAACCCUUCAAGCUUUAGGAUAAAUAAAUGAUUAAUUUUUUUUUUUUUUUUUUUUUUUUUUUGGGGGGGGGGGGUUGAUGUUGCUCCGGGGACAAGAGGGGGGGGGGGGGGCAAUGGGUAUGGAUGUAAUGAGAUAAAGAAAAAAGAACUUUUACACUUUUGUAUAGGGGCCAGUGCCUCAGACUGUUUGCCCCAUGGCCCUAAUAAACUGUGUAAUCUGAAUCCAAUCAAUAACAUCAGUACAUCACUGGUAUUACUGACUGAACUCUGAUGAGUGUUUUUCAGUCAGAAAUUCUGCAUUAUUGUUUUUUGUCAAUGGCUGCAAAUGUAAGCUCUUCUGAACACCAUUCCUUGUGAUCACAUAUAAAAACCAUGCAAUGGUUGCAACUAGUAGUUUUAGGAAGUGUCUUGCUAAGGCCACUUUGACAUGUGGAGAAGGAGAGCUUGGGCUGACACUAAUAAACCUAUGUGUAAAUAAUGGAUUUGCCAAAAGAUCCUGUUUCUUGAUUACUUAACUUAAGCUAGCUUGUUAACGGUAGAGAACACACAAAUAUCUAUCUAUCUAUCUAUCUAUCUGUCUAUCUAUCUAUCUAUCUAUCUAUCUAUCUAUCUAUCUAUCUAUCUAUCUAUCUAUCCAUCCAUCCAUCCAUCCAUCCAUCCAUCCAUCCAUCUAUCUAUCUAAUCUUAAUUAUGAUAUCAGUUUUAAUUGUUUUGUGUCGUGACAUAAAUGCAACAUAAAAAUGAGCACUUCACAAUGUUGUUAGGCAUUUUGUCAUGCAUGUUGAUAUUUAGGUCAGAGUACUGCUGCGGUAACAAGAACAAUAGAGCUGUAAAUCUUAAGUCUUGCUGUUUCUGCAACCUUUCUCCUUCUUUUUUCCCCUCCUCGCUCAUCCUUUGUUUAGCCUUUCUUCUGCUUUUUACCGAUUAAUUAUUGAAGCUCAUUACAAGCAUUCCACCUUUAGAAAAUUCUGGUCCCCUGAGAUCUAAUCUCUGACCGUUCAUUUAUUCAUACCAGACACACAUAGUUUUAUCCAUGCGUGCACUUUAAGUGUGAAGAUGAGAAGAUUUAAGCAGAGAAAAAAUGAAAAGAUAGCAAGCAAAAUGCCAUUACAUGCUUAAACAAACACAGUAUUUCUAAGUUAGAUGGAGAGAUCUUUGAACUUGCAUGUGUGAUCAUGACAGUGUUUUGUUGCUGCUGUAGUUGCAGCUCUGGAGUGACUUACACAAGCUUAUCAUUGCCAUGUCACCUCUUCAGUUGGGAAGAUAUUGAAUCCUGCACAGCCUAAGUGAGAGAUGGCUUCAAGACGGGACGCAGAGGGAGUUUUCACCACUCUGACUCUGGCAGAUAGGGAUGAUGUGGAGACACUGCAAAUGUUGUUUUUAAAGUACAGACACUGAGUCUUCCUCGGAUGGCUACAGAAGAUGAAAUUACUGUAAGUAACAGCUUCCCACACUGUCCAUUCACCUACCACCGCAGGGUCUGACAGCUGGUCGGGUGUAAACAGCCAAGAGGACUGGAUCGCUCCAGUUCAGCUGGUCAGUGGGAAGCCCGCCUGCUCGUCUUUUUGCUGCCUCCCAUGACUCACUUUUUCUCUCUGAAGUACCCCUGGGGCCCAUGGAGGCUCUAUCUCUCUUCUCUUAGGUCCAGCUCUCAUACGAGGUGUCUACAGUUCACUAUUGGCUGUUCCUGUGUGCACUUAAGAUAACACAGCCUAGCUAAACACUGUGGAUAUCACUCCUGUAGUUGUAGGGAUGAGCUCUCUUGGUGUUUUAUCGCAUACAAGCAUUUUAACACCGUCUCCUCUUUCACCAUGGAAGCCUUUAUCUGCAGCGCUGGUAUGGGCUGAAGCAUCAGGGUCAUGCUGAAGCCUGAGUGCCUGCAUGCUAAGUGCCAGUGUGGGCUGCUUUCCUGGUUGGGUCAAUAAGAUAAAACAACAGUAACAGUGUAAAGCGCUAUCUCUUAUAUAACCAGCUCCUGUGCUGUGUGUUGGCUCGUCUCUAAGCAGAAGGACCAACACAUGAAAAUCCUGAAAGUCCACAGGAAAACAAAUCAUAAUUGGAUAGUAACUCACAGUGUUUUGGCAGCAUGUGCUCUUAGAUUAUUCAGCUCCUCCACAGAGAAUCACUAUGACUGAAAUAAAAGGCUUUUCUCCAGUGGGGGGGAUCUCUGUCCUAUGCCAGAGCCUCUGCUGGUUUCCCACCCUGUUUGCACAUUGCUGACCGUGUGCACUUAAAGCUGCACAUUAAAUAAUGCAGACCCUGUUUCUCUGCUUCAUAGAGCUGAGGAGUAAAGCUGCAUAUGCAUAGGGUGACGUUAAUAGGGUGCGGUAUGGUUGGAGAGGUAGGAGGUUCUGCUGUCACCACAGGGUCUCACUUCUGAACUCCUUACAAGUCUUUUCUCUGUCACAUCCAUCUUUGAAUCCCAUGUUACCUCCUCCUGUGGUCUGAGUGACAUCUGCAUGUCUACAGGACACUGAGCCAGCUCACUAUAGAGCAGCUCAGAUGAAAACGCCAGACGUAUGUAAAGAAUUACAGCAGCUAGACUCAAAGAGGAUUUCCACUUUGGAUCAACUUUCCAUUAACCAUCUUUGAUUGAUGUUUAAUACCAUCAGCGAAGAUGCUGCUGCCAGUUAAAUUGUUGUCGAUGAUGCUUUUAAAGAAUAAACUCUUGUGUCAUCAUGUACGGUAAAUACUAAUGGGUUAUUGGAACCAGCUCUGACAGUAGUGUGUUAAAAGCUGCUGGUCCCGGCUGCCUUGGAGUGACAGUCUGACAAGUUUGACAGCAGUGACUCGCCAGGCUAACUGUAGCCCUGCGGUACUGCUGACAAACUGGAUUAGAGAAAAAAAAGGAUGCAAAAGAGAGAACAGGCUUUAACAGUCUCACAUGGUUGUGUCACAUCCUUUGAAAACAAAUGACUUCACAGUAACAGAGACUGUAUUUAAAUACAGGUUUACCAUUUAAAGAUGAGAGUCAGGGUUAAGAAUCGGAUGGUGGGGGAAGAAAGUUUCACACUUUUGGUGCAUGGAUAGAAAAAGCCCUGCCCUCAUCAUACUUGGUUCUUGAUCUCUGGACAGACAGAAGUUUUUGGUUAGAUGACCUACAUAAGUUUUCUGAUGGUGUGAGAUGGGAAGACAGUCCAUUUACUGCCUAAAAAUCAACAACAGGGUAAAUUUGUGUGUGGGCUAGUGGAAGAAAAUAGAGGAGGAAGAGUACUGGAUCAAGAUUGGUACUUUUGAGGACACCAAAGAGGAUAGUGGAAGGUGAAGAGGUUGAGUUUAGACACUGAAGUAUCUGUUGCAUAAAUGAGAAGAAAACCACUUUAAAGCAGGACUAUAGAGGCCCCUACCCAUUAGGGUUAGGAGAAAAAAUCAAUACAGCAUAGUAUCACGAUAUUUUGUCUGGUGAUAUAUUCUAUCAUAUUGACCAAGUAUCGAUUUUAUUCUAAUUAAUUGUUAAUAUGAAGUCAAAUCUAUGAUAAUGGAAAAAUAAAAUCAACUGUCUGUCCAGUGAGGUUGGCAGAGGUGACAUCAUAGAGCAGGAGACAGUUACUGCAACAAAUAAAUGUAAGGUUUGCAAGAUGUGCUGCAUGAAAAUAAAAUACUGUGUAAAUAAGACAAACAUAAAGGAAAGACUAAUGCUAAAUUAGCUAAACAGUUAAAAAAAUUAUAUAAAUUACAAUGUAUUGUAUCGCAAUAUGAACUGUAUUGCAAAAUGUUAAAAACUGCAAUAAUAUUGUAUUGUGGCCCUAAGUAUCGUGAUAAUAUUGUGUCCUGGGGCCACUAGUGUUUCCCACCCCUACUGCCCAUUGUUGUAAUGUCAGUCAGAGUAUCACAAUCUACAGCAUCAAAGUGUAAAACAGUGGGAGUGACUGCUUUCACUCACAAAGGGUCACAUGAUUAAAACUGAAUUCUGAUUGUUGCUCUUCUCAGAUCGACAACCUCAAGCAGCUUUUUUCCACAAUAAUGUUUCAAUAGAGUGAUUCAAUAACUUAAAAAAGAACUGAACUUCAGGUCACAGAGUCAGCAUCUCUGUGGAAAAGUCGUCUUUGCUUGCAAACGUUGCAAAUACAUGGAAAGCCAGGGUUCAAGUAAACUCAAGGCAGUGUGGAAAAGAGAAAUGCGAGGUCCAGGAAAAAAGAAGUAGUCUCUGUGUGGAAAGUUUGACGCAGGGUACAAACUGGCACUGAAAGAGGGGAACAUUCACUGAUUACAGUUUGGAGGAAAAGAUUACCACAGAGAGAGAAAGAACACAAGAAAAGUCUAGGAGAACCUGAAACAGGAGAUGAGGUGGAAAAGAUAAAGGAAAUAAUGUGAAAUACUUUACACUGGCUGUGUAGCCUGUAAAAGUUCAAAAUAAGAGCUCAACGUGAGAUGUAAUCCAGGAAAGCUUUGAAACCUUGAAUUUUAAAAAGAGGAUAAAAUAAGGUCUGGUUAGUGAGCCUCAGUGUUGCCAUGUAAAUCUGUGACUCUUAUGCAUCCAAAACUCGAACCUUAUGAAACAGUAUUUACAGAAGCUUUGUGACUGUAUAAAGCUUUGUUCUUCUCUAAUGUUCCAGCCAGUUUCGCGUCAUUAAAUCACAAACUGCAGGAGCUAAUCCAGAGUUCACGUCACAUAGAGGCAGAGGAAAAUAGAUAAAUGUGUGUGGAGAAUGAAUCUAUAAUUUACUCUUACCAAAUUCAGAUGAUAAAAUUGUAAUAGCUAUAAUGCAUUUAGUAUGCGGGGGUAGGAUGGUUCAUUUUAUUUUGCCAUAAAAAGGACUUUAAAGGAAGAGUUAAAAACGAUGACAAUGAGGAAGUGGUUCAACUUUGCUGCUCAUGUGCACACACCGUACACAGAGGUGAUACAUAGGUUCACCAGGCCUCAUAUAUUAGACAUGACAUCCCAUUGCUCAAACUAAAUCAUUUUGUCCCCAGUGAAUCGACCCUUGUCCCACAUAUUAAAGUAACUUCUCUUAAAUAACUAGACCUCACUUUACAGACCCUGGAUCAGACCUAACACAGUCUCAUCCCAGCAUGCACUGAUCUCAUAUUUUUAAAAGUAAAAACAAGUCUGAUCAUAGUGACUAAAUUGAGAUUGGUUUAUUAAUUAGGAGCUGCAAAAUUUCAAAAGUUUCUCUAUUGUUACUCAUAAGUAAAAGGCCUAUGAUUUAAAAAACAUGCAUCUAAAAUCACUCUUCCCGAUUAGCUCUUCUUUGUUUUACGCAGUUAUCUUCCUUCUGCUCAGAUUUCAGCUGCUGUUUUUACUCUUGAACCUCUGGGGAUCUUGUCUAGAAAUGCUCCUCGCCUCCCCCUCGUCCUGAUUUCACACUUCUCAUCAAAGAAAAUGAGUAUUUUUGUCACUUCUGACAUUUUUUUUCUCUUUUCUUGAGGGAUGAGACUGUCCUCAAUACACUGGAAAGAGCUGAUAAAAUAUGGUUCUCUGGUUUUUCUGUAAAAAAAAAAAAAAAAAAGGCUUCAUGCCGCUUCCUGAUUAUAAGAUAUUUAACAUUUUGAUCUUUGGAUGCAUCAUUAGUCUGGUCUGUCUGUGCUCUAAAGCUAUCAGACGCUCUCAGGGAAUGAAAAAUAACAGAAAACUCUUUAGUGUGAUUUGUUCACACAUCGUGUUCAGAUGGAUUUUAAUUACCUCAGACAAAGAGGACAGAUGAUUUAAAAUUUCCUUAUAUAAAAAAACAAUGAAAUACGCUGAUGAACUGCAUGUUUAAUAACCUUGAGCUACAUCUGCCAAUUCACCAAUUUCUGUUGUUUGCUAUAUGAUGGGAUAUGUAGUUUUAGAGAUGAUCUCCUUUAAAAAUAGCAGCUCUGACUCACACAGACAGACAUAUUGUCAUGUUGAACCUCAGGUAGUAAUCGAGUGUCUGUUGCCGUUUUUGUGAGACUCUGUGGUUGUCUCUGGGCUUCAGCUGAAAGAGAUGAGUCACCCAGGACCCCAAUGUUAAUCUUCAUGUUCAAGUAGUCAGUCUGAGCAGGCCCCAAAAGCAUGAAACUGCAUCCCUAACACCACGUCAUCAGCCUCGAUUCCCUUCAGACCACCGUGACGAUGCAGUUUUUGUUUUUCCAGAUUAGUCCUUCUCUACUGUUCCCAACCUUUUAUCGUAAAUUGGACAAUGACUGAAAUGUCCCAUGGUGUCCUUUUAGUUAAAUACAGCUGCAGCCGAGAGCUCCAAACAACCCAUUUGUCAAAAUGACAGUGUCAACCUCUGCCACGCAGGGAGAUUUCAAACUGCAUCAAUAAUGCUUUUUAGGUUGGACUUGCUGAUAUGAUGUGAGUGAGUUAGGUAAUCGUGACAGAUUUUCUUCUUUUUUUUCCUCCUCUGCUUUGAAAAUAAUAGAAAUGUCCUUGUGGGAGACCUUGCUGUGUGGCAGUUCCCAUUUCCACUCCAAUCGCUUAGUCAAUAACUCACACGGCAGAGGCCAAAUCCAUAACAAAGCCGUGAUUACUUUCAUCAAACUGAGUGAGACAGUGAGGGAAAUGCUGGACCUGGACAUUUUACUGGCUUGUUUUGGACUCAGGAAACCAUUUGAAAUGUAUUUGAGGUAUGGUCUACAUGCACACAUUCACAGGUAAUCCUGUAACCUGUAUCUCCUACCUACCACAAUGAGAAACCCUUAUGAAUCCAAGCUUCCGUCAAAACAACUUGAGCUUUAUCUAUUUUAGCACUCCAAUACAAUCUAGCUCUGACACCACUGCAUUGACUUUAAAUGGAAAUUAGUCUUCAUUAAUGGAAAAGAGGGACGGUAGGAAGAGAGAGUCCAAGCUUUUAGUCUGGUAAUAGUCAUCAGAAUCAAUCAGGACGAAAAGAGAGAGAGGCAGAGCGGCAGUGAUGGUGCCGCAGUUGGGAGGUAACACAAGGAGAGGCUAACAUGGUUAUUCCCACGCUUCAGAGGAACAGCUGGCAGCAACAAGGAAUUACACAUUCAUAAGUAUGUGUUUUUGUUUUUCCACAGCAAAGGCUGUUGGUAUAGGUUUACCUGUGAUACGGUUCAACACCUUUCCUGCAAAAAAGAGAAAUGCAGUAUUCAGUUUCCUGCCUAGCUGGGGUCACCUCAGUGCACAAGCAGAUUUCUAUAAACACCCCAGUCACCUAUUUACCUGCCUUUGUUUACAAGUUUUAAAGCCCAGGCUUUAAAUAACAGGUGAUACUAUUAACUUUGUAAGCACUUAAGAGGCCAGAAAACCAGCAUCAAAUCUACAUUAUUAGAAACUUUGAUGUCCCUGUGGACGAAGCUGUCAUUGCUCAUCUUGUCCUCUUUAUGCUUAGCCAGACAAAAAAAAAACAGCUCUUGACAUUAGUUUAAGUCAAUUUUAUGAACAUCAAAAAACUCCUUAUAGGGGCUUUACAAUUAGCCAGCAUGAGGGACACUCAGAGAUUUCUACUCUUUUUGCAGCCAAGUUAAAAUCAACAACAAACUGAUAUCAACUCUGCAAAUUUAGUGACAUGAAAAAACAGCAUUUCUGGGAUUAUCUGUAAUCUGUUAUGUGUUUUUAAAAAAUGACAAAAUUUUCUAAAGAUAGUAAUCUCAUUACGGCUCAGCGGUGUAGUCAGUCGCUUAAGCCUAAUUCCAGGUCUUGCUGUCCACAUGGGAUAGUAUAGUAUAGAUAGUAAGGAUAAUAUGAUCAAUUUGGAUCCAGUCCAGGAAGUCCAGGGGCUGACUGGCUUUUGUAUUGAAGCUUUUGUAUCUUUAGAUAGUGGGAAGGCACCAGUUGAGCUCAGUCAGUAGAGCAAAGGUGCCCCAUAUGAAAAGGCAACAGUCCUUGUCGUUCUAAUCAGAGGACUGAGUCCCAGCCUUGAUGAUAUUGGGUGCAUAUCAUCUCUCUCUCUCUAUUCCCGCAUUUCUUGUUUCUAGGUCAAACUGCCCUAUCAAAUAAACGGAAAACCUGUAUAAUUAAGCUUUGAAAAGGAGUUCUGGCUGCACUUACAUGCAGGUUUCUGUUUUUAAGGAUAGAUAAGUUGUCAGGUUACCACUUAAAGCUUUUAGAUGUUUUUACAAUGAAUUGCAUUCUUCCUGGUUUUGCUCUCCAUAGAUGGUUUUUCCUGCACACAUACGAUAGAUUUCAUCAUGCACUUUGGAUCAUCAGAAUUUCUAAGUUAGUAAAACCCUGAGAUCAUAAAGAAGAUGCAUUAGCAGAUUUAAAGUCUGUAUAAAACAAGUCAGGGCUUUGGUACAAUCAAUGCAUGAGACUUUGCAGCAUAUUCUCACCAAUACAAAAAUGUCAGUGGCCACCUAAAGAUGGAUAUUCUCUCAAUCCGUCUUCAUGUUUUCAGUUUUAAUCAUUGAUUUUGACAGGGAUACCCCAUCCGCGGUCAGGGAAAUGCUUUCAACAUUUGCCUAGCAGAGGAAAUAUCUGGACAAUAGCAGUGCGCAGAGUCCUCCUGCAGGUGUGGCCGAGCACAUUGCCUUGCUAAAUUACAGCCGGCUGUCAGGCACAGAUAGCACACAGCUGAGGAUGGAAACAGAAAAGGACACUUCACUUCACUUUGAAAUAUGUUGAGAGGAUAUUAGAUCACAAAGCAUGCCUGGUCCCCUCUCUGGGAAGCUUAUUCAAUAAUUCAAGGGGGAGUGAUGGUUAGGUUGCAAAUUUGAGCUGUACAGACAUAAUAGAUGGUUCAUUUUUGGCUCCCUAGAGGUGAAAGAAUCAAAGAUUUAUGAGCAAAUUUAGUCACUGCAUGCUAAGUAAUGCCCUGGAUAGCACUGAGGGGGGUCUGUUGACAUUAUAGAUAAUCAAUUAGCAGUGAGUAAGGACUUGAAGCCAUAAAACACCUACUGUAUAGCUCACAUUUUACUAUCUAUUGAUUCUAUCUUUCAGCCAGUCUUCCACAAUAAGACUCUGUAACAUAUCCUGUAAUGAAACACUUUUUUUUGCCUGUGAAACUGUCACCUUAGACCUCAUUUGGUUUCCUUUAAAAUGCGGUUAGAGGAUGAUAAUUGGAUGACUAGCAUGCAGGGGUAGAGGUUGACAAUGUGAAGACAAGUCCGCUGCAGGUCGCUGUCAGGAAGACGAGCCCUCCCCCGCAGGCUUGAGGCCAUAUUACAGGUGUGUGUCGCUGCCUGCUGCCCCGUGGCACUGCGAGAUGAGAUUUUCCCGCCAUGUGUCACCCCAGCUGCCUGAAUUUCAUUACCAAUACCUGCCAGUUGGACGUAACAAGGCUUUAUUGCCAGCGUUUCAAAUCUGUCACCCAGCAAGAACAGGGGUUGUUUUCAUAGCACCUCCAGAUUGUGCUCCAAGAAAAUCUCCAAACGCUGUUCUGUAUUACACACACAAAAAAAGGCCUGCUGGUGGAAUUGCAGCUCACUUUUUGACAGCAGGUUCAGCAUGUUUGGGUUUCUAAAGAUCUUUAAGGGUCUACAUCUACAGGCACAUUCCCUCCUCUGCCCUCCAUUAGGCCUCCUUUCUCUUUCAUAACAACCCUUUUCACUUUGUCCUUCGCUUGCAGUAGUAACACUUUUCACCCUGAAAGCUUGACAGCACUCUUGCACUCAUGUUGAGGCAUCCAGCACAGGUAAUAGGGACGUCAGGUUUGCAGUAACAACAGUGUGAGUAACACCACAGAGCACAGAGAAGGAGUGCAGCUUAAUGAUACACAGGAGGGCUAUAGAAAAAUCUUUUCUUAUUCCAGGAGCCAUGACAGGAAAUCUAUGCAUUUUGAAAGGUCAAGGGCCUCGCUUACUCACUGGUUGCAUGUGAGCAUGGGAGCUCAUAAGAGGGAACACAGAGGAAAGACACAACAGAGGAAAGACAGUGUUAUUUUGAGCUGAGGUAGAAACUAUGCACAGAACUGCAACACGACGCCUCCCGACAGAGAGAGGGAAUUAGGAGCAGAUGGCGCUAAAGAAUGAUGACAUUAGAAAAAAUGAAGUCGAGCAUUACUUUAAAUCAUAACUUGGCUAAGCUGAUUAAGCCGGGACGCACCAUUUGGCUGCUUACUUCACACUUGACACCGAACACUCAUUCAACAGUUUACUAAUGACAGACUAAAGAACCAUCUGUGUCUGUUGUAAAGGAUGGAGCUGAGCACAGAUGAGAGACUUUCAACCUUUCACCACCUGCAUUUAACUGUUAGCACAGGAACACGCUUGGACAUUUCAGACCACUGGUCGGGGUGCUGGGCAUGUGUCUUUUGAGUACAUCGAAUAUCAUGCAUAUACUACAUCAUAGUACAAGAGUUGUUUGUAGCCAUCCUCUCCAUUGGCUUGAAAACAUUAUUCUUGCAAUUAUAUUUAAACAGGUUUGAUACCAUUGACUUUAUAUAUAAUGCAUGCAACUUUUGAAUUGGCAUAGGUUAGUUCAUCAAAAGCAAAUAUGAAGUACUGGUUAAGCUGCAGGACUGAUGUCCCACAUUUGCCUCCUAAAACUUCAUUCACUGAUAAGACGCCUCUGGUUGGUUCAGUCCACAGUGGAAUAGAUACCUGUGCUGAUUUGGAGAUGACACUGGUGGUUAGUCAGUAUCUUUACAUGCAGUUCACAGAAGUGGACAAAAUAAUCAUGGUGAAAAUAGGCAUACAGUAAUACAUGAGUUCAAAGUAGUAGUUCUUUAUUGGUCAUAAAACGGAGAAUAGACAAAGUAGAAGAAGCAGACUGCUAGCGGGCUCCUUUUUAAUGGCUUGGGUUAAUUUUGGUUUCAUUUUGGUUAAAAUCAAGCAGCAGCCGCCAUCAGCGAACUGCCUGGUUCAAAAGACAGUUUCAGAUUUGUUAACAAAAGGCUACCAUGGAAACAUGGAUCGGGACCCUUCCAGUCAGGGAGGUCACUUCUGGUAGAAAGUGUGGAGGUCAUGGUUUCUUUUUCACUUACUCUCAGUUAAACUAUUGACAGACAGCUUGAUUAGAGAGUAAAAAUUACCAAUUUUACCAUUUAAUUAAAAAUAUAUUAUGAUUGAAUGAAUGAAUGAAUGAAAUUUUAUUCAACCAGAAAAUCCUCAUUGAGAUUACAAAUCUCAGGCAGACAGCACAUUUACAAAGUUACAGACAGAUACAGACCUAACAACCAGCUAAGUCAGAGUCACAGAGCAGAACGUUUUCAGUCAAAGCACUUACAGUCUACUUCACCUUCCUCUAAAGCCUUAAAACAACAACAUAACGAUUUAUAAAAAAGAGAUGCAUCGAUUUCCUAAUCCCUCCUCUUCUUCCCCUCUCCUCUACUUUCCCAAGAGAUUAGUAAACUCUGUGAUAAGAAAGUUCCCCUCCUUUGUGUGAGACAUCAAGAUCAGGCUUGUGGGCCCAGAGAGAGGGGCAAGACAGACCUGGGCUUGAAGAUGCCGCCCGCUCUCUUCCUCUCUCUUUCCUCUCCCCUCCUCUCCUCUCUUUCCCUAACCCAAUUACCAAUAGGCCUUGAGGAAUGGGACCAGCAGGAGUGGCGUGUCAGGGGACCAUGCCGACAUCAAAGACAGACAGAUGGCCCUGAGGUUCACCUCCUCACACCAAUCUCCUGCAGAUAUUAUUAUGUGAUUAGUCGCUGCAGUGGCCCAGAUAUGAAGACCGAAUGAAGAUGUAUCGAUCGAGAAAGUGGAAAAGCUUCAAACUGAACUUAAACUCUGUGUCACCUCUUCCACACACAGCACCAGCCUCCAUGAGGCGCUGAACUCCUAAAUUGGCAGCAUCAGUGAGAGUUGUACCUGGUCUGAGGCCCACAUAGGGGCUUUAUACAGAGUGCGUCCUCACCCCUGUCCUCAAAAUAGCUCAGUGUUAUCUGCUGCCUCCCACCGAACACUGUCACACCGUUGUUGAUUUCCACUUUUACAUUUUAGCGGCUUACCCCCUGUCUUACAUAACAGGGAGACUUCAGAGGCUAGACUCAGAUUUCUCCCUAGAAGACAGCAGGCUGCAUGAGGAGAGAAAAAAAAAGAUAAAUGAUAGAAAAGUCUCUCUGCAAGGAACUUAGAAACUGACAAUCAUGCAGAUAGCAGCAGAUGCUUUUCCCUGCUACAAUCUGUUAGCUUUCUCUGCACCAAGCUGUCACAUCCCACCUCUCUCUCUCUCUCUCUCUCGCUCUUUCUCUCUCUUGUUUUUUUUAUCACUCCACAUGCAAAUAUCAUUCAUCCAUGGCUGUUCCUAAUGACACACUAGCAGCUGCAAGAAAACUGAACCUUGUUAGGACCUUUACAAGAUCCCACAUGCACUCAAAAUGCAGGUGGUGUGAAAGUGUUUGCAGGGGAAGUAGCCUGCCUGCAUGUAAAUGGAGUUAGUUAAUGACCUGUGGGGUAAAUUUUGCAAAGGAGUAAACUGCAGGUGAUAUGAUUCAACCUCUCCCAGGGUUUUGAAACCAAUUUCUUGUCAGUUUUUGUGUAAUCUCAGAACCUGAGGGCGUAUGUCUGACAACCUUAUCUGCCUUUGAAAUGAUGGAUGACGUCUUAGGUAUCAUGGCACAGGUGAGAGAUAAACAACUUUCAUCAGGCAUCUUUUUCUGUGCACAGCAUUGUGUUAGAUCAAGUAGGAAAUGACUGUGUAUUCAGAUCAAAAUCACAAUAAAAUUCCCCCUUUUAGGUACAUCUGCAAACUCUUCCACUCCUCUCCACAUAUCUGUAAAAGACACAUCAUUUUACCUUUAUUCACAUUCCCAGGGAAGCCCCUAUUCAUCUGUGCCUACUCAGUUUUACUGUCGAUAGUGAGUAACCCAGAGGCUUUACUCUGGCUGAUUUUGUUUGUUUGAACCUGAAAUAGAAAAAUUUUCUUUUAUAUUACUUGCAAUUAAUGGGUUUUAACUUUUGCCAAAGAAGCAUCAUUAUUAUGCAUUUUUCCGAAGGUAAUUAUGCAAGCUUUUGCAGGUGUGUGCUCAACAGGAAAGAAAUAGGAGAAAUACUUAGUUUGAUGAGGGUUGGACUGAUAAUUUUUGAAUUAUUCAGGAGGACUGAAAAUAUCAAAGCUGAUUGGCGUUUAUGAUUGGCAGAUUUGUUGACAAAUUUUGACCUUUUUUGUUGGUUUUUCAAGCAUUUUUGUCUUUAUUAGUUGGGAAAGCUGUAGAAAGAGAUUAAAUGUGGAGAGCAGAGAGCAGGGGAAGACAUGCAGCAAGUAGUCAUGGCAGGAAGUUGAACCAGUGAUCACCACGAUGAGGACUACGGUCUUGAUAUAAUGGGCACUUAAAUCACCUGGUCCUCAGUGCCCCUCAAUUGAUUGGUUUCUAUGAAGAAUGGUUUGUUUGCUGAAUUUGUUUGCAGGCAUCCGUUUACUGAGAUAUACUAUUGUUAGACAACCUUUGAUGAAAGCCAGGAUGUUGUUACAGUGGAUUGUGUUCCCUUUGCUUUUUUAACAUACACAUCAAAUCUGCUGAUUUCUGAUAAGUCAGUACUACUCAAACUUUCAACACACUGUAAACAACAAUUAUUUCCUCUUAUACCAAGAUUCAGUGAAAUCUGCAAACAGAGAUAUUUUCCAGGCCUCCAAAAGCAGCCAGUCAAAUGUGUGGCUGCUGAUACCCUUCAUUUCAGACAGUGUCUCUUUGAAAAGUAGCCUUUGUAUCUGCACAGGCCACUUUGUUUUAGAGUGGACUAUCUAUUCAGACUCCUGUUUUGCCUGCACUCAAGCCCUUAGCAACCCAUGGAGUAUCUAACAACAGACACGGACAAGAGGGGAGCUGAUCUUUUUCUGUCCUCCUUGAGUCUCAUCAACAGAAAGGUGACCUGAUGAGUCACUGUGGUUUGUAGGCAGGCCCGUACACUCCCUCUCUCUUUCCUGGUUGUAGUCUCUCUUAGCUUGGCAGCAAUUCCAUCUCUAUUUUGCUCUGAAGCUUUGAUUAUAAGAUAUAUCCUUUUGAUUUGAAGAAGCUUAUUAAAACCAAUUUUUUAAAGAAAAGAGUCAGAAAGCACAGACAACAAGGUUACCCCUCCCGUCCAAAAAGCCCCAUCUGUAAUUGUAAUUUAGUCGAGCUGGCUUUUUGCCCGUGCUGGAGCCGAACUUGACAAACUUUUAAUUGCUUCAGCUCCUCUUGCCUCUGUGUUGCCAUGGCAAUGGAGAAUCUAGGCUGACACAUGCACCCACCCAUCCCAGUUUCCUAAAUCUCCUCACUGCACCCACGUCAGCUACCAUAAGGGAACCUUGACUGGCCCAAACAAGCUCCAAACAGCCUCAUCAACACUCUCUGUCCCAACACAUGGGUCCAAGUGGUUAAACAGUCAGACUUUUCUGCAUCUGAGCACGUCUCCCUCGGGUUUGCUCGGCUUAGUGGCUAAUCAAGCAGCGGCUAAUUGGACUCCUUAUACAAUGUACAAUCGUGUACCUCCGGGCCUCUUUGUCAGGACAGGGUCUCUGUUGUAUUGUGGUCACUGGAGACAGAGAAACACCUAAAGCCUGCUGUGUGACUAAAUUACAGGGCCAGAUUAGAGGGAAACUUUUGACCAAGAACUAUGACUUGCAGAUCCUAUGGAAAUGCCUAGAUUUAAUCGUCAGACUCUGUAUUUAAAUGUAGAAAAUUCUGUUUUGGUUUUUUUUUAUGUGGUGUCUGUGUUGUCCAAGUAAUAUUGCACAACCAGGUUUCAGCAGUCCGCUCUGGAGGCAGUCAGUCUAGAGAGCAAAAUUAUGUGGACAAUAUCCUGGCUCUAAAUGCUAGUUAGCAGACGAUGAGUCAUUUAUCUCAACAAAAAUCACCAGGUAAAUACAGCCAACAAAAUAGUCUGGGGAGAAAAAAAAAUGCAACUCUAUAAAAAUAAAUCAGCGUCAUAUUGUUAUAUGAGCAAAAACCUGUUAAUAAGUGAAUCACAAGGAAAGUGCUUUCUCUUUUGUGUUCAUACAGAUGAAGUUAGCCAGAGCAAAGCCUCUGAAUGUGAAUCAGGGACUUACUGCAGAAGGAUGAAUGGGAGGUAUUCAUGUUGCAGACAUACUUGAGUUUUUGGUUUGGAUAUAUGAUCGCUGUAUGAUCCAGUCUGACAAGGAAGUCUUGGUUGUUGCUACUGGAUACACCGUAACACCCUGAAAAGUUGGCCAUCACCCCCAGAGGCAUAUCCUCUGAUGGUUUCAGCAGUCCGCUCUGAUGGCAGAGGCUGACAGUAAGAGGGAUUGAAUAUCCUCAGUGGAUUGCAAACAUGUUUACCAACACUCAACGUGCUGCCUCAUCCUUGAGAAAUCCUAAAGAAGCCAUUCAACCAAACAAUGCAAAGAUGCUCCCCAGCCACUUUACAUUUAUCCUUCAACAGACUUUCCAGGAAAUUAUGUAACUCAAAAGAGCCAGAUUGCAAUGAAAAGGAUUUAUUUUCUCCACGUCCAAGCAAUUAACUCAAAUGCAUUUACAAUACAUCGCCGCUAAUGAUUGCAGGGAUUACAAAUGAGCAGCAUUGGCAAAAGGGAAAAUAAUAGGGAAUAAUGUGCAUGUUUGCAGCUGCAGGACCUGAUGGGAAAACAUUUGUUCAUUACCGAGAAUGAAAAAGUCUUUUCCUGCGGGGCUUUCCUGUGGAGAAGGCAAUUGGGAUCAGAAAUGGAUCAGUGAAUAUGUGUCUUUUAGAGCCAUUAAGACCGGCUGAUGCCUCGCUGAUAUAAAAUAUUAAAGGCAGCAGGUGACAUUUCAGUUUUUUUUUUUUAUCAUUAAUGACAAGAAUUUGUAAAGCUUUGAGGCAACUGCUUAUGUUGUUGUGCAUGUAUUCACAUGUGCAUGGCCGUGUGCCAGCCUUUGAUCGAGUGAUUAAUUCACACAUCUCUGCAGCAGGAUAGGUUUCCAACCAUCACACUUGUUUGGCAGGGCUUUUCCAGUCUGCUGUGCAGCUCUUUGUGUGUGUCUGACAGUCACUUGGCAAAACUCAGAGAGUGAGAUGAUGGUAAGAGAGAGAGAGAUAGAGAGAGAGAGAGAGAGAGAGACAGGGGGAUCUUCUCUCUCCAGCAGGCUUUAUUCUCACCUCCAUCCCCCGGGCUCCACACACCAGCUGGAACUCACUUAAUUAUGCACCCAGUGUUGCGCAGAGGUCACAAUGGCACUCAGAAAGUGUUGUGUGAUUGGUUGUGUACUUUUGGAAGUUAUUUCCAAAUUCAAAGUCUCACAAGUUAUAGUCUAAGACAGAGUUUAUGCAAUAGAAUAUAAGCAAUUGCUCAGGCUUUUGUUGGAGUUGCAUUUAAAUUUGUGCGUGUACAGAUAACAGAGGAAAAGUUUUGACACAGUCUCUAUCGUCUUAUUAAGAACCAGCAGCAAUUUCUGUCUAUUUAAAAGCCGGGGAACAUUUUUGAUAUAUGCAAAGAUAAAAGUUGGCACAAUUUGAAAACUUUUUUGACGGAUGUGUUAUGAUACUUUGCCUUACGAUAGUACAUUUCUCACCUCUUUACGUACAAUAAUACGAUGACUAUCCGCAACCUGUAUGCACCUUCUGGAUUCUGCAUCCCAAGGGUGGUGAUAUGUGGCCUUUUGCAAGGAGCGAGUUCAUGUGUUUCAAAGCUAUCUGACCACAGUGCUGGAAAAUUAGUUUGAAACAUGUUCCCAAUUUUGUUUCAUUUUCUGUUUGCAGUGUCAAACAAAGGUUAUUGUAGCUAAUAUCUCUGUAGUUGCUUUAUGAAGUGUGUUGGCAACUCCACAGCUUAUAUCAGCAGUCGAAAUGAAACAAGGGAUCAGAUGAAAACCAUCCGUUAGUUUUACACACAGUCUUUGUCGCUCCUUUUAUUUAAGCACAACUUAUCAAUAAUGAAUACCUGUUGGAUUUUACCGUCAGGUAUUUCGUAGACAAAGUUGAUCAAUGUGAAAUAGGACACAAACAUUAAAAAUGAAAAACCAUGAUAAGUGCAAAUGCAAAGAUUAAUAAAAAGUAAACCUGGUCUUCUGUAAGAAAUAAAAGGACAAGAAAAUCAAAUCAAAGAAAAUCUAAUGCUGUAAAUAAACAAGAGUUGUAUGGGACAAAAAUGAAGAACCGAUCCACUGCAGAGGGAGCUUAGUAUGCUGCUGGUGUUCGACUAGCCCACAAGUGUCUGCAAACAUAAGUACAGCAAAGGACAGUCUAUAUGACAACUCACUCUGGGUGAGGGCCUGCUGUGUUACUUCUUUUCUGUUAGCCACCGCUCACUGUGACGAAACAGAUUCAGAGUGGAAAGCUGGACAUCUCGGCUCAAAUCCCCUGCAGCUGUCAGCUGUACAAAAACCCUAUAAAUAAGGACAAAACGGUGGGUGAAAUCUGCUAAUUUAGAGAGCUUUGAGAUAAAGGAGUUGGUAUUUAUAUGUCUGGAUAAAAAACAGUGAAUCUGGGCCUAAAUAUAGUAACUAAUUAUCUUCUUAUAGCCUCCGUCAUUGCUCACAUUGAGCGCAAAGUUUGAUGCAGUGUAAGAGCUGCAGUUGUCCUGAAAUUACACCCCACCUCCACACAGUUAGGAUGAACUGCUUUUUAAUUCAGCGUUCACAGCAAAUGUAUUCAAUGUUUUUGUGAUGAUGUAGGUGCCUGAAAGCAUUAAGUGCUUUGUGUUCAUCUCAGAAAGUCUCUGUGCCAGGGUCAGAUGAUUAAUGUCAUUUCAGACAGUAUUCCCAUGUUUUGUUGAAGUUUACCAACUUCAGAUUUAUUCAUUUUUAAUGAGACUCUAGAGGAUACAGUUGAACUGCAGAGACUCCUGCUGGGUAUUGAUUAUUUAGAUGACUGUGAAAUAUGUUGAAUACUCUCAUGGUGUGUGUCAGACAUACUUCAAUUAAUUUCUUUAAUGCUGAGGGAUUAUUCUCUCCCACUAGAAACAUAUGAGACUCCUCUUUCAGUUUAAGGGCAAUAUAUCAUAUUUCUGCGAAGCAGGAAAAAUCAGCCAGUUGCUCUUUAUUUAGAAAGCAUUUUAUAUAAUAAAUAAAGCUACUUUUUUGUAUGAAAUGGCUGUGUAAAAUACUUGAUUCUUAAUGGUACAUCAGGUGCACAAAGACACAGAAAGAAAUCCAAAAUAUUUCCCUCCUGCCUUUAAAAACUAUGACUAAAAAAAAAUCCCCUUUAGAUUGUAAAUCUGUAAACAUGAAAAAGAGGUGGAGCAUCCUGUCCUGCAAUCCAGGCUAUGGCAGUAGAGCUGGUAAGUGGUCCUUAAUGCUGUUGAUUGCUGCAGAGUUUCUUGAACCAUAAAUGGCAGUGAUAAUAGAAGGGAUGUUAGAGGCCAUGAUAUUUACGUUGUUUGCAUCCAAUGGUGUGUCAACCCAGAGAUUAAAAAAAAAAAAAGGUUGAAUGAGGACAGAAGUCCAAGCUACCUCGUCUAACAUUACCUUUAAUGGAAACGUUCUGUUUAGCAAAAUUUAUUAACAAAUAAGUAGGCUGGCAUUUGACCAUCAGCUGAAAUGUUCACUCUACCGUUUACUUGUCCUCAAAGUAGUGUGGUGAUGACCUGUCGCCAUGGGAUCAGUGGGGCUAUUUUUAAAUGUAUAAUGAUAUCAUUUUUCAUGAAAUAAUUCUUAAUCAGUAUUAUGAGUCAGCUUGUUAGUCUUUAGUUGGUAGUAAGUAAAGGGAAUAAGUUAAUAAAUAGCAGGUUGAAUUAACUACAGUCUAUUCCGGUCCUAGUUCAUGUUAAGGUUUUUCCUCACACUGUCAGAAGUCUAAUAAACUCUCCCUCACCUUAGAUUACCCCCCAUGUUUUCAAUGUGUCAUUGUAGCCUACUGAUUAUUUUCUGUAGAGUUAGAGUUUUACAUAACCUUUGACUUCAUUUGAAACUUGUUUCCAAAUAAUUUGAAACUUUCUAUAAUUUCUUCAUUUUUCUUGAUUAUCUGCAGGCAAGAAAUUAAUCUUCUGGACGAUCACCUGCACGUCCGUCGUUUUUCCCCUCGAAGACCCAAAUGUCUUUCAACAAUGACAAGUGAGCCUGAGCUGGCUGAUGACUGCUGAAUCAUUAAUGAUGCUAUUACCGCCUGAUACAUCUUUUAGGAGCAGCUGUCUCAUUUUGGAGGACUGGGCCGGUUUUUAAUAGCUUCGUCUGGGGUCAUUUUUGGAAAUAGUGGCACACGGUUUCAAUCAGGAGUGAAUGUUUCUGUACUUUUUUACCCCAAAGUCCACAUAACGCUUUACUUCGUGGUUAUUUAUGCCUCUGAAGCUCUCAUUUAGAUGAUUUUAUUUCACUUCAUUAAAUCCCAAUUAUAAAACCAUGUUACAGGAAGCAGCGACUCCAGAUUGUGCAGGCUUUUCUCGACAUUAAUAUGGAGAAGAUGCUUUUUAUUAACUCCAAGCCUUGAUAUUAUUGUCCUUCUCCUCUAGCUGUUCCUUCUCUCUCCCAAAUGUGACAUGAAGCGUGUAUUUCCUACCCUCUGAGCAUAAACGAUAAGAUGGACAAAUGAAAACACUAACAACCAUCGGGACAAAUUUGGCCACACGUGUUCGGCAGAAGGCAAACAUACGGUGGCAAGACACACAAGUGUUCUCUUGAUAAUCAUUUAUAGAGCUCAGUGGCGAGGGGCAGAGUGCUGUUAUCGCAUGCUAGCAGCAAUUUUCAGCUCUCAAAACCCCUCCAUGCCAAGCUGAAAACACCAUUAGCUCAUACACACAGGCGAUAUGAUGUGCACUUCCAGCGGCUGUGCCAAGUACUUCUUGUCUGCUGUCAUCCUAUAGGGAGAUAAUGAGUCAUUCUUUCUAUACUGCUAAACCCAGUGUAAGGUCCAUUAUUAGAUGAGAACAAAAGGACUUAAUCCGUUCCAUGUUGUUGUGUCUCAGGGGAUUUGGGGAGUCCUUCAGAGCUGGAUCGAACGGAGCUGAUUUCAAAGCUUUUCUCUCCUCUUGUUUUUGCGCGGAGGGUUCGUCUUCAAAGGGGAGAUUUUGAUGUCUCAGUGCUAAUCUGCCGUGCCCUUCGUGUAAAACUGUUUAUACUCACAUGUAGGCGAAAGCAGACCAAAAAUACCAAGGCUCUGAUCGCAACACAGAGGGCAAAUGUAGUCCCCCCCCCCCCCACCUCCCCAUGUGAGAGAUUUAUCAACAAGAGUUGAAGCAGUAAUUCUGCUCAGUAGAUGUUCAAUAAUUCAUGGCCAAGACGCCCGCUAAAGCUUAUGGUGAGAGAUAGGUAAUUGUCUUGCAUCGCAGCUCUCUCACCCUCAUCUCUGCUGUUAUGUGUGUUAUUAAAUCCAUUCACAUUUGGGUGUUUUGUUUUGGAUUUAUGGGCCCAUGUAUGAAUCAUCCACUUAAUGCUUUGCCAGCGAGGAUGAUUACCUUUGAUUAUAAUGGUGGUUGAGUAAAUGCGCUGUAACACUCUGCACUUUUCACUGGUUGUCCUCUUUUUACCCUGCACUGCUUUUCUAAAAAUAUUCUGGAUUUUUGGUGAACUACCAUUUAAAGGCAUAUUAAACAGCAUUUCUGGGUCAAAAUGGCCAAAAAUCACCAGAGCUGCAAUUAUUUGUGUUGUGAACUCACAUUAUCCUUCAUAUUUCAAACAAGGGAAAUGAAGACUUGGCUCUGAAGUCAGUCAACACCAUUUAAGGCUUUUUAACUGAAAUUUUAAAAAAGAUGAAGAAACCUCAUUUAAAAGAAACGUAACAUGAUGUCUUCCACCAAUGCAUAAAUUAUGUCAGAGUCAUAUCAGAAAGUUUCAUUGACUAUGUAGUUGUGAAAAAAGCAGGACUAAAACUUGCAUAAACUAGCACUAGUUCACCAUGAAAUCAAACCAUGCCCAUUUUUUCUGAUAUUUGAUUGAGAGAUGUCUAGAGGUAGAAAUUAUAUACUGUGUUUUUAAGUAACAAACAACACGCAACAUAACAUAACGCAACAUAACAAAACGCAACAUAGCAUAACACAACAUAGCAUAACACAACAUAACAUAACGUAACAUGGCAUAACAUAACAUAACAUAACGCAACAUAACAUAUAGCAAUAUAACAUAACAUAAUGUAACAAAACGUAACGUGACGAAAUGUAACAUGACAUAACGUAACAUGACAAUACAUAACGUGACAUAACAUAACAUGACAUAGCAUAAUGUGAUGUAACAUUAACGUGACGUAACAUAACGUGACAUAGCAUAAUGUGCCAUAACAUAACGUAACUUGACAUAACAUAAUGUGACAUAACGUAACAUGACAUAACAUAAUAUAAUGUAACAUAACAUAACGUGACAUAACAUAAUGUGACAUAACAUAACGUAACAUAACGUAACAUAACGUAACAUAACAUGACAUAACGUUUAAUGUCAUACCUCCUUAUGACACCUGAUUUGUUGUGUGGUAACAUACUGUGAUCUAAGCUUGUGUCCUAACGUUAUGUUAUGUUGAGUUACGUUCAGUCGUAUGACGCGUGAUUGUUCAUAUUAUACUAGGGUGUGCCUUAAUGUAUCCUAUCAUAAUGUCUCAUUUAACUAAAUGUAGUGUCAUCAUUUCGUAUGGCAAACUUUAUUGUAUUAAUUGUAUCAUAUUAUACUGCCUCAUAUUUUAAUAUUUGACAUACAUUUAAGUUGUUUAAUGUGUAUGCAUGUAUUUUCCAAAUUCGUUUAGCAUCAAAUUUGUUGUACAUGUUGUCUAGAAAAGUUAUAAUCAACAGUUUCGGCUGUUUUGGUUCUUUUGACAUUUUCCUCAUGGGACAAUGGUCUCAAUCACCUGUUUCAGUCUUCUUUGUAGCAGCCUGCUUUGUAUUCUUUGAUCAUUUUAACAUUCAGAACAAACUAGAUAAAUGAGCAGGUUUGCUGCAGGAGUUGACAACCUGUGAUUAAUAUGCAGCUCACUUUACAGCCAGUAAGCCAGAAUGGAGAAAAUUUAAGACUGUAAACUGGGGUUCACUAACUAGUAGGCUCCUUUUUACCCUCUAUGGGGGUAAUUUUCAACCAAAGACUAAUCACAUACUAACAUACUGUGAUGCUGUACUUGACAGCAUAGCAAUCUUAAGCUAAAUGCCGUUGUCAGCAUGUCAACAUACUUGUGAUGAAAGGGCCAACGUGCUGAUGUUAGAAGGUAUUAUAUUUUUCUUAGCUCACAGGGUAAGCAUGUUCCCAUUUGCUAGAUGGUACACCACACAAUGUUGAACAAAAGCUGGUGGAAACAGACAUUAUUUUAGCAGUUAAUUGAUCAAACCUAAAUUCUUUCUGAUAUAAAUUCUACGGCAACCCAUGAACUCCUGAGCUAUUUCAGGACAGGCUGACAGCACGGAUUAAAAUAGUUUAAUGUUGUAAGCAUGUGCAGUAUACUGAGUUCAAUAUUUUAGAGCCUCUCUACCCAGUAUGGAACUGGGACUUGCUUCUCUGUGUUAAAUGAUAAAUGAACAGUGAAGAAAGGCGCAAAGAGAGAAGAGGGUCCACAUUCGUGUGAACUCAAGCAGGCUGUCACGCUGUGUGUCUGUGAUCGUGACUUAAAGUUAGCUGUGUGUGGAAGGAUCAGAAGGAACAUCCAUUUCAGAUGACAGGAAACAGAAGAGGCUUUCCUGAAUCAGAGUAUGUGGAAGCCAUGAGUUGAACCCUGGAAAUUUACCUAAUCAGCUUUGUCAUACCUAAGAAGUGAGUAUGUACUGUAUGUGUGCAAGCAUCUAAGUGUGCUUAUGUAUGAGACAGAUGCUUAGGGAGCCAUAAAGAAUUUAAUAGCAAGCGCAUCAAACUUAGCCUACGCUGCACUGAGAAUGGUUUGCUGCUGAUAUUACAGCCCAGUGUGCAAAAUCAGGAUUUUUUUUAUUGAUUUCAAGCGGAACAUCAUCAUCUAACAGCACACAGUGCUCACGUCGAUACAGGACCUGACCUGGCUACUUCUGCUUAUAAAAAAACCUGUUCAAGGACUUCACUAAACACAGAUUCCUUCAAAGCAGAUCACAUGUCUCUCUGUGUGUUUGUGUUUUCAAGACUCUGGAUUGAUUUCAGUUUGUUUGCAUAUGAGUGUCCAUGUCCUUGAGUGGCUCGCUUGUUUACUCGUAUGUGCUCUUCCUUUCGUUGCGGCUGAGUGGCGAGUCGAGCCGUGCUGAGCCUAAUUUUAGGCUGCCAUUGUGUGUGAUGUGUGUGAUGUGUGUGUGGGUUCUCUGGCUGUUUUGAAGGUGUGAUGUUUAUCUCUGUCUCUAGGGAAUAGCAGUGGCAGCCUUUUUCAAUUGGCCCCAGAGCUUCUUACUUAAGCUGCCGUAACAGCUGUGUAAAUCACUCUGUUUUGCAGCUACUUUUAAAUACCUAAUCAAUACAUAUAACCUGCCUUGACUGAAGCCCCAUCUAUAUUUAAGACCUCAGCUUUAUGGGCUGAUUUCAGCAGGGUGUCAAGAGAUUGGUUUCCUUAAGGUUAUAUCCAAACCCUUCUGGAGAAUAUUUAGAUUAUUUUGUUUGAGACCUCAGGCACUAACAUCAAGAGAUAGAGUUUGGCUGAUUUGUGGGUUUCACAUGGUGUCACACAACAUUUGUGGCACCAUUUGUAGGACUGACUUGGGACCAGAUGUUAGUAAUUGCUGUCUACUUCGCUGUGCGCUAUGAGGAUGACAGAGUUUUAGGACCAUAAUAAUCAAGUCGAGAAUCUGACAACUAUAAAGCAAGCAACUUCCUCCAGGAGAAUGUUAUGAUCAUAAAAAAGAGCUGAAAGAUGUUAUGAUGUUGCACUUUCACCAUAUCAAAGGCAAAAGCAAGAUUAAAUUCAUAAAACAAGUCUGUUGAGCCUGAAAUCACUUCUUAUCAUCAAUUUUCUUUGUCUAGGUGACAUUCUUCACAAGCGAUGUACAGUUUUUUCUCAAAUUCAGGGAAUACUCUGUGAAACUUUGAUAAAUAAUGUGAUGAAUCAAUAUAAAUGAGUCAGUUUGUAUUUCUUGUGCACAUAUGUUAAAUUUUUCUAUAUCAAUAGUGGACAACAUAUCAGGCGAAAAAGCUCCAACAGAAAUCUGACUGUAAUCUUUAAACAUAAAAUUAUUGAAAACCACUCAGAUUGUAUCAGACACAAACAACGACUAACCUGUUUAGACCUUUAACCAAUAUAUUUGUCUGCCCCCUCUUUAGAUCGAAGACAUCGUGACACGAAUACAAGAUGAGAACGCAGGAGGUGUAUCCAUCCGGACUGUCAAAAGCUUCCUCUCCAAGAUCCCCAGCGUGGUUUCAGGUUAGUCUGUGUUCAUUUCUGUGUUUGUUUUUUCCUCUUUACUGCACACGACUGAUGUACAUCACACAUUUUCAUGUUAAGCAGUUCCUCCUGUGAUUCUUCGUAACAGGAGCUCUCUGUACUUGAUGUGCUGAUAAUUGUGUGUUUGUUUGUGUGCAUGUAUUUGUGUGUUUUGUUGCCUCACCCCUCCGAGACAGACUCAGUAAAGCAAAUAUGACCUUUUGGGCUCAUUUAAAUUGCAACUACUACUGUUGGAGGCGGAUGAUGUCUUUGCCGAUAAGACCUUAGCUCAGAGGAGACAGCCUGAAGUGUGAAGCUGCCCUUGUCACACCACAGAAAAGCAUAUUUUUCCCUCUCUCUCAACUGUCUCUUCCUCUGUGUGCACAUACUGUACUCUGUCAUGUGUCCGUGUGUGGAUGAGUCACCGGUCUUGGACGAGGGGGACACUCCCUCUUUCCCAGAGGUUGUUUCGGAGUCACUCCUUUGCAUGGUUCCUUCAAGCCAGAUGGCCUCAUGACCUCUCUGCAGCCUCUGCCAAUGACACAGGCUGCAGAAAUACUGUGCUGUCCAGGAUCAGUAAGAGAAAGGCUCCAGGGACUAGAAACCUCUUAACAUUACUUUGUGACAGUGAGUUGGAUUUGACAGCUCCAAACAGACAAAAUCUCAGUUGAAUUAUCUCUAUGAGGAGGCGCUUUUUGGGGCGAUGAACCAUGGCGUUUAUUUUUGCAGACAUCUGUAGAGGUGGCUCUGUUUUUGAUCUGAACCCUUAGUCCCUUCCCAAGUUGCCAAUUGAGACUAUUAAUAAUGCACGGAAAUUAUAAUCUUGUUCUUUCUGACCACUGGCCACAAGUCGAGUAAAGACCAAACACAAAACCUUCAGAUUUGCUUUUUACAAUUAUGCAUAUUUAUAAUUUCUCUGUAACUUUGAGACUUAUUAUUUGAAAGACAAUUUGUUAUUUUUGGUUCAGACUGUUCAAGUGAGCCUAGUCAUUUACAGUAAAACUGAGAUUCACCCAUGGCCUUCUGUGAAUUCCAGGUGCCGACAUUGUCCAGUGGCUGAUGAAGAACUUGUCAGUUGAGGAUCCAGGUAUAUUGCUGUCUUAGAUGUGACGCAUUAUAGAGAAAGGUAAGGAAUUGAAGGAGGGAGUGCUUUCAAAUCUGUCUGUUUGCCUUCUCUUGUGUCUACAGCUGAGGCCAUCCACCUGGGGAGUCUGGUUGCUGCACAUGGCUACAUCUUCCCCAUCUCAGACCAUGUCCUGAUGCUGAAAGAUGAUGGAACUCUUUAUCGUUUCCAGGUACAGAAAACUCCACUAUCGAACAGCUGCUUAUAUAUGUUUAAAGGCCUGUCAAUAUUUCAAGAUGACUGGGGGAUAUGUUUGUUCGCUGACACUAAUGAAUGGGAUCCUGUAUAAAGCUUAUUACUCAUCCAGCCAAGGUCAGUACUGUAUAUGUCCACAGAGGAGAAAGCGGGAUGCAGAAUGGGGCUUAACAGGCAACUCAAGCAGCCUGUCAGUGGGGUGUUAUUUUCUUGCUCCAUCUGAUCCAGUAUGAACUCUGACAGGUCCCUCUGACGGCUACAGGCUUGGCUCAGCUCUGACUCAUUACUGUGACUGACCCAUUAGCAUCUCAUUUUGGCAAGCCGUGGCAGCGGCCCCCCCCCCAAACGGGAGGCUCUGAGCUGGCCGCACGCUGGCUCUGCACUUUUCCCUGUCACCCAUACUGCCCCUCCCUCCCCCCCAAUCUACUUCUGAAUGCAUUUAUCCUCACCUCUACUGCUCAGGAUUAAAAGCCAUUAUUGUGCCUGCGCAGGAAGGACAGUGUGUGUCACACUUGCUCAUUCAGCGAGGGCUAAAAAUAUUCCCUCUGAUGUUAUCGUGAUGCAACAGGCCCACGUCAUCAGAACAUAUAAGAGUCUACGGAGCAUUUGAAAUGCACGGAUUAUUGACAGGGGAUGUGUCUCAGUCUAUAAAUAGACUCUAUCUCGGUGGAAGACCCAGAUUUAAUAACAACUCUCUUCUGUUUUCACAAAUGUGCGCACUUCCCCUCUGAAUCAAAAACAGCAGUGAUGAUGAAACUGUGUAAGAGCGUGAUAACCUAUUAGUUCAUUACAUUCAAACAAGCACGCUCAUCAGCGCCAGCUUUAGCUCUUAGGCUAAUUACCGUUAUGAAAAAUCUGUAUGAGUACCACCAACUUUUAAUUCUGCCCUGUUAUUAAGAAUGCAUGAUAGAUGUGAGUGAUCCAUAAUUAAUGGACUCUGGAAUGAACUUUGAAUGGAUAAUAUCAUUUUGCAAAAGACAAUUAAAUAUGGAUAGAAGGAAGAUAGCUACUAAUGUUGCCCUGAUAGAUAUGUGCCUCCAACAGACGUCAUGAAUCAUCGUCAACAAAAUGAGCUCCCCAUUGGCUUCUGUGUGAAAGUGCAAAGAGUGUGAGUGAAGAAAGAAAUGAAUUUUAACAUUCAUAUGAAAGACUGUUAUUAUUUACCUCAUAAAGCUGGUUUUAUGAGCAAAUAAGCAAAAACUGAGUCUGUUUUUUCUUUCUCCUUAUGUUUUCUCAGUCUCCGUACUUCUGGCCUUCAAACUGUUGGGAGCCUGAGAACACAGACUACGGUGAGUCACACACCGUCUCUGUCUUUCUCUUUAUUUUGAAUUUUUGCCUUUUUCUUCAAAACAGUCAGAUCUCGCCGUCGCUUUUGGCUGUCCCAUUUCCUCCAAAGCUGAAAGACAGCUCAUGCUGCAGAUCUGUUGUUGACACUCACUGAAUAUUGAUCCACGAGGCCAUUCCCUGUAAUGUAUCUGGCCCUGAGGAACCCCUACUAUAGAGAGUCCCGGGGGAUGAGAUCAGCCAAACAAAAUAAAGGGACAGUCACUGAUAUGAGCACUUAUCAGAUCUCUGUAGCUGAGACCUCUGUCACAUCCAAUCAGGAUCUUCUAUUUUUUAUUUAUUUUUUCACAGAGAAAAUAACCCAUCUAAGAAACUCUCCAUGUCUCGCUCUUUCCCUCUUUCCCCUUCAGCCAUUUACCUUUGCAAGCGCACCAUGCAGAACAAGGCCAGGCUCGAGCUUGCCGACUAUGAAGCUGUGAGUACACUGUCACUUCAGUUUAGCCCUUUCCAGGAAGCUCUUAGUUCAUUGUGCACCAUUAUAUGAUGACACUGAAUUUCUAGAAAAGCUAAAGAGCAAGAACAGAAACAGAGUCCACCGGGAUCCUCAAAUGCCAAAAUCCAUUUUCACCAGCAGAGAGCUUUAUCAAAUUACAGACUUUUAAACAAAUCUGUCAAAGUCAUUUAUUCUUUCAGGAGCACCAUUUGGCAGUAAACAGUGUAGUCAUUGACCAACCCCAAAAUAUGUGCAGACACAUCCAUAAGCCUACCUGGAAUCAGCAGAUCAAUACAGUCUCAGGAGGGGAAUAGCUGCAGUGCUUAUCUCCUGCUGUUAUAUAAAAGCCCUGUAGUUCAAUAUUCUGAAUUACUCUGCAACUAUUGUCCAGUACACUUCCUUUCUCUACCAGUCAGGUCUCUUUAUGACUUCAGGCCUUAUUGCUCUGUUUGUUUUUGUGUCUUCUAACUUGUACUCAUGAUUAUUUCUGUCUUGGUAGGGAGGCCAUGCACUGAUUCUUUAACAGAUGCUAGUUUGGGAUGGCACAUUAGAUAGUAGACAACUUUUAUUUGUGUGAAUUUGAGCUUUGUAACAAGGACAACAUGAGCUUGGAUUUGUUCAAAGAUAACAAAUAAAACCAAAAAAGAAAAACUCAAGAGCGCAGCUGAACAAAAUAUCUUAUCUUAUUGCUACAACAUAAAAGUCUGUCUUAAUAGCAUGUUGUUUGACCCACGACUUCAUGAAUGAUCCAGAGAUUUUUAAAAACUCUCUCUCUCUCAACAUGUUAGCUUGCGAGUGUUUUUAGAAAAUUUAGGAUAGGUUCAAUUUAGGACAAAGCUUUAGGCUAGAUUGUUCCCCGUUUACAGCCAUAGACUGUAGGAAAUGAGGGUGUCAUAGAAAUGUUUCCCAUUUGUUCACAUCAUUUAAGUUAUUACAUCACACUGACAACUAAGUAAAGUACAAGCCUCCCAGCCUAAAACUCAAACACUGCCUUACAGCGGCGGUUUAGCAACAUGCAUGCUAAGAGGUUGCCUCAUCUCUGCACCAGCAAUCCAAAGUCAUGACAUGCCAUCACUGUGAAUGGAUAAUGUAAUCAUCUGGGUGCCUUGAAUUCAAAUAACCUCCCCCACUAAUGGCGCGUCUGAUUGGCUCCUGCAGGAGAACCUCGCCCGGCUGCAGAGGGCCUUCGCCAGGAAGUGGGAAUUUAUCUUCAUGCAGGCCGAGGCUCAAGUCAAGUGAGUAAACGUGUUACUGUGACAUGUCACCACCUAAUGUCAGCGUGGCACACACUGCUGUCAGGAUACAGAGCUGAAGGUUUAUGCAUUCAUGUUUAUGAAAUUCUAACCUUAAGCUUCAUGCAUGACCAGGAUGUUCUUUCCCGGAGGAAGACAAAACACUUUUGUCACUUUGGCGUCGCACCAAUGCUUUCUCAUCAACAAUGCUGCAUUCUUAUGCUCUGCUUUGACCUGAGGGUUACUUACAUUACUGUAUACACACACACACACACACACACACACACACACACACACACACACACACACACACACACACACACACACACACACACACAAAAUCCUGCUAACUUCUUUCUCUUAGUAAGACUUCCCCCUGGUGGCUCUUAGGUGUAAGCACAGCAGUAAUCGCUCAUGUCAGCAAGUCAGGCAGACGCUUCUUUCACUGUCUAUAAAAAUCCUGCAGAGUCAUGCCACUGUUUACUGGCUGCUGUUGUGCGAUAUUGAAAGCAUUGAGACUUGUUGUAUCAAGGGAGUAAACAAUGCAGAACAGAGGCGGAUCAGUAAAUGUCGGUUCUGUCAGAGCUUCGCUUCACCAGCACUAAAACCAGACAUUGAUCGCUGAAGUAAGCUGACAGGUUAAGACACACACACUUUAGUAUUUUGCUCUCAAAUCUGAUUUGUUAUUGUAAUGUGCAUGGAUGUUAGGGGGCAACUCAAAUCUCCAGGCUGAUUUUUUUUCAAAUUGAUCUUAUAGUUCAAAGAUUUCUGCUCCAUCUAUGAGUGCUGUUUUUUGGUUUGUUCACAGGAUUGACAGGAAGAAGGACAAGGCGGAGAGAAAGAUCCUGGACAGCCAAGAGAGGGCAUUCUGGGACGUCCAUCGACCAGUGGUGAGUCAGGGCCAGAGCCAUGAAAAAAAAAAUAAAUAAAGGGGAUUAUUUGUCAAUAGUUGGCCAGCUUCGCCCGGAGAGAAACUGGACAGAGAAGUAAAUCAGCUUGGCUAUCAACCACCAUAGAUGGAGUCAACUUUACCAUGUUUACCAAGACUAAAGAAUGAGUGAUUAUGACACACAGAUUACUGUUGAUACAAGAAGAUACUGUUAUGAACCCAGAGAGGAAGAACAAACCCACUCUCCCACUUCAAAGCGACCCAAGACUCUUGUUUAGUCAGAGUCAAAUUUGUUGGCUCUGUGAGUGUGCGUGUACCGACAAGAGAAACAGCUUUGUGUUGAUGUAGUUAGAUAGACACAGGCGAUGCGUGCCAGAGAAGCACUGUUAUCUGACCCAGAAAUAACGCUCCAUGUCUCCUGCCACCUCCCACAGCCAGGCUGUGUCAACACCACAGAGAUGGACAUACGCAAGUGCCGAAGAGAGAGGAACCCACACAGGGUGAAGAAGGUGAGCAGAGGAGACUGAACUGCUGAGAUACAUGACAUUUGAGCUUCACUAACUUUUACAUGAUGAUCUCUAGUGUUAUGACAACUCCUCAUCCUACAGCCGUCCCACACAAGCCAGAUACUAAGGUCAUUAAUCUCUCAUCCGUAUAUUAAUGCACUUUUAUGUUCAGCAAUAAGAAUACUUUGGGGGUGCUGGAUUGGCCCAAUGGUGAAGUCAUGUGACCUACACUUAGUGGCUUUGAUCCUUAUGCAGAUAAGAUUCUCACCUGUUUCUCCAAAUAUUUCAAUAAAGUGUAUACUUUCAUUUCCUAGACCUGUGUUACAUAUAAAAAAAAAAAUCAUUUUUUAUUGAACCUUUAUCAAAGUAUUAAAGCUCCUGUGAGCAACUUUUGGUUUUGUGUCAGCUUUGGCGCCCCAUGUGGACAAAGCAGACAUUGCUUUUCCUGUUCUAUUUGAAUCUUUAGAAUCAUCUAACAAAAAAAUUAAUAAUAAUAAUCUUCAUUUUAAAAAUGUUGCCCCACCACAUCCCUAAGCAUACCAAUAAAUUAAGGACCUUUGAGACGUUAAAGGCCCAAUACACACAUCAUGAGACCAGUAUGUGAAAAGUCCAAUAUCACACAGCUGUUACCUGAUAUCCAUCAAACUGCAAUAUUAUUCUGUCAAGAUUCAUCAAACUCCUACUCUGGCACCAAAGGUCCAACACGCCUAACUUUCUGUCUCUUUCAGUCGGUCUACGGUGUACCAGACGACGGGCAGAGCCAACCAAGUCCAGUCCACAUCAGCUCUCAGCCCACCAAGAAGACCACCAAAGAGGAUGUUCAGAAGGAGGUAGGUGACACUGUGACAGCCCUCGCAGAGGCCAUUACCACAGUCAGCCUCACACAUCCAUCAUAACGACAGUCAGGGACACAGACUGAUGAGCUGCUCUCUUAUUUAGCUUCCUCAUUACCCUCUCUCUCUCUCUCUCUCUUUCUCUCUUUCUCUCUCUCUCUCUCCCUCCAUCAGAUUAACUUCCUGAACAGCCAGCUGGACAGACACUGUAUGAAGGUUUCCAAAGUGGCCGACAGUCUGAUGAGUUACACCGAACAGUUCAUGGAGUAUGACCCCUUUGUGUCAGCCACAGAACCUUCAAACCCUUGGAUCAGCGAUGACAUGUCCUUCUGGGACCUGGAGGCGAGGUGAGGCUGGAGCAGCCAUGUUAGGAUAGAGGCCAAACUCAGUGAGGGCAGGUAUACAGUAGCUCUCUGUGCAAUGUGAGAGAAACUGACUCUUAUGUUUCACUGUGAACAGCCGAGACCCCAGCCAGCAGCGCGUGAAGAAAUGGGGAUUCUCUCUAGAGGAGGCACUGAAAGAUCCAGCAGGAAGAGACCAGUUCUUGAAGUUCCUGGAGUCAGAAUUCAGCUCAGAGAACCUGCGGUGAGGUUCUUCUAGUAAGAUGUGUCUGUCUUUGAGCUGACUCAAUCAAUACUUUUAGAUUUAAUUUUUGAUCCCCUUUGUUUUUUAGAGAUAGAAUAAUAAACAGAAACAUCAGUAGAUGCUCUCACAGCUCUGCUGAUGUUGCCUGCAUUGCUGGACAGGAUCUAAUAUCAAGGAUAUCCUCCGUGGUGUUUAGCUCACUGGUUUAGAGUGCUAAUUGACUGUUACAGAAACUAAUGUUGCUACAAUGUUUGUGAGUUUGAUACAAAAGGAAAUUAACAGGUUUUGCCAUAGUGACAACAGACAGGGCAUAUUUGUGUUGCUUUUGGCCAAUCACAGCCAAGCUAUAAAACCACAUUACCGAGAACUACUAAUUGAAAACUUUCCACCAAUUAAGGACCAGCCCAUUACUCACUGAGUGAAUGAAACAGACAGCUGAUCAGCCAUGUUUUUGCCACACUCUGUUGUGUAUUGCAGGGAGGUUGUUACUAAUUAGAUUCAAUGCUAUUGUAGGUUCUGGUUAGCGGUGCAGGAUCUGAAGCGACGGCCACUUCAGGAUGUGUCCUCCCGGGCUCAGGAGAUUUGGCAGGAGUUUCUGGCAGAGGGAGCACCGAGCCCCAUCAACCUGGACUCUCACAGCUAUGAGCGGACCAGCCAGAACAUUAAAGACCCUGGACGCUACAGCUAUGAGGAUGCUCAGGUGCACUGUGGUGUUUCUGUCUCAUGGCUGAUUUGACAUCACACGUACGCUUUCACAGAUGCAUGAAAACACACUUUACAAUACUAAAAAUAAAAAAUAAAACAGACAGGGCCGGCACACCUGCGCCUGGAUACAAAAAUACGAGCAUUACUCCUCUAGUGCUGCGCAGAGAGCUGAAUAAUGGAACAAAAAGGUGCUGAAACUGUAGAACUAAAAAGCUGCUUUCACUGAGUUCAGAUGAGUUUCUCCUCUACCGCAUGCCUGUGUACACACAAACACACACAACAGACCUUUAUUUCCUUCCCCCGCAGUACCACUGAACCCCUCCACCCCACUCAUGUUACUGAAGUGAUUGAAUGAGAGGCCACAGAGGAACAGAAAGAGAGAGGAGAGAGGAAGAAUGACGGAGUGUGUUUGUGCCAGGGCCUAAUGAGGCGAGUAAUGCCAUGAAUAGGUUGUUCACCGUGGAUUCCUCUGCUUUAGAGUGGGUUGCUGAUGUGUGACGUGGAACGCCUCUCACUGGCAGGACAUUACUCAGCUCUGUCUCACACCAUGCAGUCGUUCAUAUCAGUACACGAAGUUUGCAUCACCUCCCCUGAAUCACAAACACUUACGACACAUUGCAUUACAACUUUAAGAGCUCAUUUAUUUCUCUACUAAUAGUUGGCCUCUUUUUGACCUCUUCCUCCAAGGCCGACUUGAACUUGAGCUUUUCUUUCUUUCUUUCUUUCUUUUGCAGGAGCACAUAUUCAAGCUAAUGAAAAGUGACAGCUAUGCACGCUUUUUGCGAUCCAACAUCUACCAAGACCUCCUGUUAGCCAGAAAGAAGGUGAGCUGCACUCACUGACCCUUGUGUCACCCCUUUCUUUUGUCACUGUCAAUGCAUUGCUCUUCGUGGUUUCAGUCUGUUUUCUAAGAAACUGAAUACACAUAUCAGGUCCAUGUCUGUUGUGUGUUGGUAGCUGAAAAUAGCUCUCAGGGUCCUACCUUGGUUGCUGAGCUGCAAUACUACAGCCUGCAAUGUCUUCAUAGUGGUGAAUUGUAAAAAGGCAUGUUUCUCAAACACAUAUCAUUGACUGUAUAAAAAGAAAGAUGACUCCACCUCCUCCCAUUGUAAAAAAAAAAGUGAUGCCAAAAUUCUCCAGAGAAGAGUGCUGACAGUUCGUGCAUUUGGAGGAAAGAUUAGCAGAUGAGUUUCAUGGUCCGAUCUGCAGUGUUGAUAUCCUGCACAUGAAGUUAAGUAAUGAAUGUAUCAGUGAUGAUCCCUCAGGAUGAAACAGACCACAGCUAAACUGAGUCUUGAGGAAGGUCUGGUGGUAGUAUUUGAUGUUCUCUAUCUUCUCUGCUUAUCCAGUAGACACAGUGCUGCAGGGUCUGCAUUUGUCAACAUAGCUGUCAAUCAUGACAUGACACAUCAUCACAUGAUACUAAAUAAUUCGGUGUAUUUAAUCACAUCUGUAAAAAAAGACGAUGUCUUAUUUUUAAGCUUUCUAAGGGGAAAAAGCUGAAACUCUGAACAAAACACUGAACAAAAUAAUACACAUGUACACCAAACAACUGUACAUGUCAAAGAUAAAUUUACACAACAUAUGUAUGUCAAAAACAAACAGAUUGAGAAGGAACAUAAUGAAGCAAAGAGCUUAUAAGAGCUUAUAUUUCCAUCACCAACAGUCCAGUUUCUGUAGGCUUUGUAUUUAACUUUUUUGUACCACCGGGUAGAUAAAUUUGCUCAUCUCAACAGUAAGAGUUAUGAGAUACGCUGACUGUGACUCUCACCAACAGAUGGUGCCUCACACUUCCCCCUGGUCACCUGUCCGAAAAUGGGGACAUUUUUUAAUCAAACAAGUUUUUUUUUAUAGAUUUUUUAAUUUGAACACUAUUUGCUUUAAAUGUGCUAUCAAGCUGUCAAAAAGUGGCAUCAAAAGAUUGAUUUACAGCUGUAUGUGUCCCAUCAGCAACUUGCCCAUUUGCUUUUGGGGCCCAAUCUCCCGGAUUAAAGCCUUUUUACAUGAAAAAAAUAUAUUUCUCUGCAUUGUGUACACAGUACAAAAUCUAUUCGUUGUGUUAGUCGGACUGAAACUGGACUUCUAGAAUACACAUAAACAUGUUUUGUCUAAAUGAAAACUCACUAAAUGAAUCUUUUGUAGUUUGAUGAAAGAGUUAUUGUGAAUAAAUUUUCCCUUGCAUGUAUGAUCAGGGUUUAUACUGCAGCCAAUCUACAUUUAUUGGCUUCACUCCAGGGUAACUGUUGUGUCAUCCAUCUUUUAAUACAGUCUGUGGCAUGUAUAUAUGAAAGACACGCUCAGUUGUGUACUUGUAGGUGUAAUCAGAUAAUGAAAUAAAAUGCCAGAGAUCAGGAAACUGAGCAGGAUAUGAUGAAAUUAAAAUCAGCCACCACCCUAAUAUGCAGUCGUAUGCAAAUUGAUGAGUUUACUUAACAUUGUUAUAUAUAUAUAGACUUGUCCAACAAAUAUAUCAGUGAUCAUUUUUUAAUAAUUCAGGAUCUUAGGGUUUUUACUUGAAUCCGGGCAAAGGUUUGCACUACAAAGCAAGUACAUAAUGUCAUUUGGCAGCAUUCAUUAACUCUAAAAAAGGUCUGCCAAUAGAUGAUUUGACUUUUUGAUGAGACAGUUUACAGAGCAGUCAAAGGCAAACCCACUGAGCUCAAGAUGCAGGUGCGAGGAAACUGCUAAAUUAUGUAAAAUGUCAAGGGAAGUGUUUUAAAAACAUGAUAUGCCAGUGCAGGCAAACUGCUGUGUCGCAGAGGAUCAAGCAGCAGAUCAUACAGUAGACAUGUCAGGGGAGGAGAGAGUAUGUCUCAGUGUUGUUGUUUUUUUAUGUCAACACAAUCUGAACAAAUGUAGCUGUUUUGUGUAAUCUAGAGCAUUUCAGGGAAUCACAGCUGCCUGUGUUCAUGCUAGCCUCUCUGCCCUCUCCUGUUCAAACACUGCUCCUCCUGCUGGCCUGUCACUGACCCCGCUCCAUUUUCUAAAAUUGCAACUCCAACAUUGUCCACGGCCCUCAUUUUUGCAAUGCUUGGCCUUCCCCCUUUUUUUUCCCCUCCUACUGACCACAUCACCCCCGUCCCCUUCGCUACACCCGUACCUGACCCAAACACUCACCCUGCUUCCCCCCCUCCCAAAACAGCAGCCAGCAGACACUGAGCAGGGCCGCCGCACCUCCUUGGAGAAGUUCACCCGCAGUGUGGUAAGUCAUUUGGAGCUGGGGCUGUUCAUAUCACAAACCACACUGGCUGGCUCACAAUCAGUGGCUUUUUAACCAUUUUACACUCUAUUGUGGCUCUUUGUAUCUGUAAUAGGAUGUGUUUGUGAUUAACAUGCUAGUUACAUGAUCAUUUAUUGUAAUUUGAGAAUUUGAGGUAAAACAGCACCAUGUCUUUGUGAGAUUUAGUGCGAUUUAUAAAGCAUCUGAGUCUUGUAAUGUGUUUUAAUUGAUCUUUCAGGGCAAGUCACUGACAGGGAAGCGCCUGACAGGCCUGAUGCAGUCAUCCUGACACCUCCUGUGCUGCUGGGGCACAGCCAGACCCUGUGGGGGGGUCGACAGCCGCACGGGGGCACAGACAGCGGAGCUGGGCUGGACAGGUCUGCUGUGGAGGCUUACAGACUCUGCUUGGUGGACUGCUGUCUGACUGGAAGCACUGCUAAAGCACUGGGCUUGAUGGGGACCCAAACAGGACAGGAAAAGAGACAACAGCGGCAGAGGGACGCCUCAGACAUCACACCACAUCGCAUGCAGCAUACAGUAUAAGCACAUUCAGACCAGGUCUGCCCUCUUUCCAUCACUUAGUCUUCAGACUGUGGACUAAGCCGAUCUGUUUGUGUUGUUUUUAUUUUAUCUCUGUACAUGUGUGUUGCAAAUUAAAAGCACAUAUCUGGUAACGUCACAGUAUUCAUUGAUACAUUUGCGGCAUCAUCUAUAAUGGAUUAACUUUUAGUAAAGUUGUCCAUGAUUUAGCUGGGGCCAGUCAGAUAUACUCAGAUAUACAGAAGGUCAAAGACGCACAUCAUCAUGACUGAAUACAAAACGACAAAACUCUGCAUACAAUGGUGUAAUCACAAAGCAGCCAGCAAUAAAUAAUGUGUUUGGCAAUUAUUUUCUGUUUUUAGGAAUAUAUCCAAACUCUUUUAUAUCUUUGAAAUUUCUAAUAUCUGUUCCUUAAAAAGCACAUGCCAUUAAAAAAAAAAAAAAGAAAGAAAGUUUGGGCAGGAAUCAAGAAUCCCAAGUCUGUUUUUACCCAUAAGCUUUACUGAAGAAGUUUGUGAAGGUAUGAUUUCCAUGCUUCAUUACAUUCCAAAAUCUGGCAGAAGGGCUUGAUGUAGCAUUCACACUGCUCCCUGCACGUGUCAGCAAAAAGCUGUCUUUGUUGAGGAUUAACAUUUUGUUUCUACAGCAGUGCUUUGUAAUGUCACUUAUGUGCAAAGCUGAAUUUAAUCCAGUUUGAAAAGUAGUUCAAUGCUUUCACGACAACCGGGCCUCCAGUUUAAAAAUGUUCACUCUGCACUAUCUAAUUAACAGAUUUGAAACGUGUGUGGGAAUAACUGAGAAGCUUCAACUCAAACACGGCCCACAUGGCUCUGUGAGUAGCUGUGAUUUGAGGUUUCACUUUAGUCACGCUAGAAAGAGCAUUUGCAUCCUUGUCAGGCUCCUUCUAGACCAGAGUAGGUGGGAGUUUCCAAUGCCAUGGGUCCAUCUAGUGGUGGUUAAACCGCAGGACCAGCAUCAGAGUGUUACAGGUCUGUGUGAAGCUGUGGUCACAUCAUGAUGUCAAAAGUAUUUAUCCUCCAUUUAUGGAGAUAUCACAAACACAGGCCUGCAGCCCAGUAAUCAUCACUUUUUGGCAGGGUUUGUUUUUACAGCAUGACUAUUUGAUUUGAUAUUUUAUCAAACCUGCCCACUUUUUGUUUGGCAAAUUGUACGCUGUGACUCUCCACCUUGUAAUCGUCGUGUGCUGGAAUGACUGUGAGGAAACUGGUGCAUGUUCUUUGACCAUCCUGAGUGUGAACUUAGGAGCAGAAGGGUCAAACUCCAAAGACAGACAUCUUUAGCAGAGCAACACUCCUCUGUGAGCUAACAUCAACGCACUGAAAUGCAACUGGGAUCACUGUUUGACCCGUCGUGGACGCCACACACUGACCAUGAAGACCUCAGCGCUCCACUGUGGCUUCACACUUCUUCUGCAGACAGAGAGCGAUUGAACUGAGAAGAUUGUAGUUUCAACAGCUCCACCAUGAGGCCAGUGACUGCUAUUGUGACACUGCUGAAUGAGUGAAUCAUUGAUUAUUUUCUAUUAGAGUCAUUUCAAUGCACUGUACAGGUCAUAUUAAUCCUCAUUGUUAUCAUAAACCAGUAACCUCUUGAGUGUAAAGUAGAGAGAGAUGCUAAACUCGAGUCAAUGUACCAAAUGUUACUCUCAGCACAAACACUAUGACACUAUGUACAGGAUGCGUUGUAGGUGUAAAUCGGCUAAAUGUCAUUAUCCAAAAGCACACUUUAUUAUUAUUAUUAUUAUUAUUAUUAUGAUCAUUAUUAUAAUUAUGAUAUGGGCACAUUACUAUGCAUGUAACAUAUUCAGGGCAUUUUGUGCUUUUAGUUUCUCAAUCAGCAAGAUGACUACUGGCACACCAAAACACUCAAGCACCUGCUAUCUAUUCAUGGGUACCAAAUAAUAAAAACUCUGGACCUGUCUGCACUGCUCUCCUC
Molecule: messenger RNA, 45993 nt
Organism: Xyrichtys novacula (pearly razorfish)
Lineage: Eukaryota; Metazoa; Chordata; Actinopteri; Labriformes; Labridae
Source: the annotation of a GenBank genome assembly